AUGCAGUUUGAUGCGGUCUGUAUCAUCAUGGUCUCCUGACUAUGUCCUGAUAUAGUUUGAACAGGACAUGACCUGUAACCUCUGACUUCUAACCUUUGAUUUCCUGCCCGGUCAGGCAGGUAUUGAGUAAUGAUGACUCCAGUGGAAAGCUGUCCCAGUGCGGACAUUACAAACUGGAAAAAUAAAUGAAAUGGUAUAAAUAAAAGGAACAGGCGUCGUUGAUGGCGAUCAAAAUAUUCAUAUCCGAUCAGUCAUGUGUACAAUGAUUCAUCAGGUCACGAGGUCAUGAAAAACUCCUGGCCCUAAUUAUGGUGUAUUCUUCCAACAUAACCAAACCAUAUUAUCAUAUGAGAAUGUAUUCAACAUUCUUAGAAUCAUAAUAAAGGUUCCAGAAUCCUCACUGCUCUUUGUUUUAGUUUUUUGUUUCUACACUUAAUCUAACAGGGAAACCAGAUCGGCCAGCAUAUGCGUUGCCGAACGCUAAAAUAGAACUUUGUUCUAUUUGAGAUGCUCUACGCAAGGGAUCACCAACUAGAUUCAGCCACGGGCCGAUUUUUUUUAUUGAGCGGAUGGUCAGGGUGCCGGAACAUAAUUAGAAAUAAUUUGUAGACUGCAAAUUGACCCCAAGAAGCCCAACAGAUAAUAUUUGACUAAAACAUAAUCAUUUCAAACCUUGCUUACAUUUGUAUACGAUCACAUAUAUCUCUCUAUUAUGCAUGAUACAACAUAAAUGUUGUAUGACUCCGGGUCAAAAUUCUACAAAUAUCCAGCAAAAAAAGGACCAUAUACAUUUAACACUAGAAACGCAGAGAGCGUGAUGUGGACACAAAACAAAUGUAAAUGUGUAAUUUUUUAACUCAUGUCCCCUCCGUCCUUGACUUUUCCCAAAUAAGUCUAUACAACACACUGUCGUUGUUAGAAUCUUAAUAUCACAAACAGAAUUUGUGUUAUAAGCAGUUUUAAGAAGACAUGUCAUCAGCUGAUGGCCCAUCGAAACUACACCUAAACUACACUGAACAAAAGUAUAAACGCAAUAUGUAAAGUGUUGGUCCAAUGUUUUAUGAGCUGAAAUAAAAGAUUCCAGAUUCCAUACGCACAAAAAGCUUAUUUCUCUCAAAUGUUUUGCACAAAUUUGUUUACGUCCCUUUUAAAGACGCUGAAUGGUCAAUUCGACGUCUACAUUGGCCUUGCAGCGUUUACGGUGAUAUGGCCUCUGCAGAAGUCAGGGCAUUCAUACUUCUUGCUCUUCGCCGAGCAGCGCAGAGCUGUGGUGAAGCAAGUUGUCAAGGAAGUGAGUUUGUGUUUAUACAGGACCUCCCACCCUCACCUACCAUCAACUAAUCAUGUCAAUGUGAAGCUAUACGGAGCCCGCUGCAUUGUUCUGAGCUCAAUUUGGCCUCUGCGUGCAUCCGGAGGCUUCGCAAUUGCAUCACACCAAAUUGGCUCUUAGUGAGCAUAUCUCCUUUGCCAAGAUAAUCCAUCCACCUGACAGGUGUGGCAUAUCAAGAAGCUGAUUAAAAUGCAUGAUCAUUACACAGGUGCACCUUGUGCUGGGGACAAUAAAAGGCCAUUCUAAAAUGUGCAGUUUUGUCACACAACACAAUGCCACAGAUGUCUCAAAUUUUGAGGGAGCGUGCAAUUGACAUGCUGAGUGCAGGAAUGUCCACCUGAGCUGUUGCCAGACAAUUGAAUGUUCAUUUUCUGACCAUAAGCAUCGUUUUAGAGAAUUUGGCAGUAUGUCCAACUGGCCUCACAACCGAAGAACACGUAUAUGGCGUUGUGUGGGCGAGCGGUUUGCUGAUGUCAACGUUGUGAACAGAGUGCCCAAUGGUAGCGGUGGCAUUAUGGUAUGGGCAGGCAUAAGCUAGGGACAAUGAACACAAUUGCAUUUUAUCGAUGGCAAUUUGAAUGCACAGAGAUACAGUGACGAGAUCCUGAGGCCCAUUGUCAUGCCAUUCAUCCGCUGCCAUCACCUCAUGUUUCAGCAUGAUAAUGCACAGCCCCAUGUCGCAAGGAUCUAUACAAAAUGUCCCAGUUCUUCCAUGGCCUGCAUACUGACCAGACAUGUUACCCAUUGAGCAUGUUUGGGAUGCUCUGGAUCGACGUAUACGACAGUGUGUUCCAGUUCAGGCCAAUAUCCAGCAACUUCGCACAGCCAUUGAAGAGGAGUGGGACAACAUUCCACAGGCCACAAUCAACAGCCUGAUAAACUCUAUGCGAAGGAGAUGUGUCACGCUGCAUGAGAAAAAUGGUUUGUCACACCAGAUACUGACUGGUUUUCUGAUCCACGCCCCUACUUUUUUUUGUGUUGGUAUCUGUGACCAACAGAUCUGUAUUCCCAGUCAUGUGAAAUCCAUAGAUUAUGGCCUAAUGAAUGUAUUUAAAUUGACUGAUUUCCUUAUAUGAACUGUAACACAGUAAAAUCUUUGAAAUUGUUGCAUGCUGCGUUUAUAUUUUUGUUCAGUAUAUAUCGAAACUAAUUUCACACGUAUAAUAAUAGAGUUAGCCUAAAGAAAUUGACAUUAGUCUGAUGGGUGACAAUAUUAUGAAUUGUCAAAUUGUACAUGAAGAGAUGGGCGCAGCUUGGAAUUGACACCGGGGCAGAGAAACUUACUAAGCAUACUGCUAAAGCAACACUUGAGUGGUUUAAGGGGAAAUAUUUAAAUAUCUUGGAAUGGCCUACUCAAAGCCCAGACCUCAAUCCAAUUGAGAAUCUGUGGUAUGACUUAAAGAUUGCUGUACACCAGCGGAACCCAUCCAACUUGAAGGAGAUGGAGCAGUUUUGCCUUGAAGAAUGGGCAAAGAUCCCAGUGGCUAGAUGUGCCAAGCUUAUAGAGACAUACCCCAAGAGACUUGCAGCUGUAAUUGCUGCAAAAGGUGGCUUUACAAAAGGUGGCUUUACAAAAACGUAUUUCUUGUUUGUUUCACAAUAAAACAUAUUUUGCAUCUUCAAAGUGGUAGGCAUGUUGUGUAAAUCAAAUGAUACAAACCCCCCCAAAAUCAAUUUUAAUUCCAGGCAACAAAAUAGGAAAAAUGCCAAGGGGGGUGAAUGCUUUCGCAAGCCACUGUGUAAGCUGGAAGUAGAGGCCUAAUCGUUGUUGUUCACUAGUUUACUCCAAUUAGGGGAGGGGUGAUGGGGUUGGAAUGUAAUAAAGGGAAAUAUAUAUUUUUUAAAGGAUACAUAUAUAUAUGUAUGUACUGUAUAUCCCAUGGGGGGCCAGUAUAAAAAAAAAGAUGCAUUCACUAACUGUAAGUCGCUCUGGAUAAGAGCGUCUGCUAAAUGACUAAAAUGUAAAUGUAUAUGUAUAUAUAUAUGUAUGUGUUUGUGUAUGUGUAUGUAUAUACACUACCGUUCAAAAGUUUGGGAUCACUUAGAAAUGUCCUUGUUUUCCAUGAAAACAUACAUGACAUUAGUAUGAAUAGGAAAUAUAGCAAAAUGAAUAGGAAAUGUAGUCAUUGACAAAGUUAGAAAUAAUGAUUGUGUCCUUCAAACUUUGCUUUCGUCAAAGAAUCCUCCAUUUGCAGCAAUUACAGCCUUGCAGACCUUUGGCAUUCUAGUUGUCAAUUUGUUGAGGUAAUCUGAAGAGAUUUCACCCCAUGCUUCCUGAAGCACCUCCCACAAGUUGGAUUGGCUUGAUGGGCACUUCUUACGUACCAUACGGUCAAGCUGCUCCCACAGCAGCUCAAUAGGGUUGAGAUCCGGUGCUGGCCACUCCAUUAUAGACAGAAUACCAGCUGACUGCUUCUUCCCUAAAUAGUUAUUGCAUAGUUUGGAGCUGUGCUUUGGGUCCUUGUCCUGUUGUAGGAGGAAAUUGGCUCCAAUCAAGUGCCGUCCACAGGGUAUGGCAUGGCGUUGCCAAAUGGAAUGAUAGCCUUCCUUCUUCAAGAUCCCUUUUACCCUGUACAAAUCUCCCACUUUACCACCACCAAAGCACCCCCAGACCAUCACAUUGCCUCCACCAUGCUUGACAGAUGGCAUCAAGCACUUGUCCAAUAUCUUUUCAUUUGGUCUGCAUCUCACAAAUGUUCUUCUUUGUGAUCCGAACACCUCAAUCUUCGAUUUGUCUGUCCAUAACACUUUUUUCCAAUCUUCCUCUGUCCAGUGUCUGUGUUCUUUUGCCCAUCUUAAUCUUUUAUUUUUAUUGGCCAGUUUUCUUUGCAACUCUGCCUAGAAGGUCAGCAUCCCGGAGUCGCCUCUUCACUGUUGACGUUGAGACUGGUGUUCUGCGUGUACUAUUUAAUGAAGCUGCCAGUUGAGGACCUGUGAGGCGUCUGUUUCUCAAACUAGACACUCCAAUGUAUUUGUCCUCUUGCUCAGUUGUGCACUGAGGCCUCCCACUCCUCUUUCUAUUCUGGUUAGAGCCAGUUUGCGCUGUUCUGUGAAGGGAGUAGUACACAGCAUUGUACGAGAUCUUCAGUUUCUUGGCAAUUUCUCGCAUGGAAUAGCCUUCAUUUCUCAGAACAAGAAUAGACUGACGAGUUUCAGAAGAAAGUUUGUUUCUGCCCAUUUUGAUUCUGUAAUCGAACCCACAAUUGCUGAUGCUCCAGAUACUCAACUAGACUCAAGAAGGCUAGUUUUAUUGCUUAUUUAAUCAGCACAACAGUUUUCAGCUGUGCUAACAUAAUUGCAAAAGGGUUUUCUAAUGAUCAAUUAGCCUUUUAAAAUGAUAAACGGAUUUGCAAACACAACGUGCCAUUGGAACACAGGACUGAUGGUUGCUGAUAAUGGGCCUCUGUACGCCUAUGUAGAUAUUCCAUUAAAAAUCAGCAGUUUCCAGCUACAAUAGCCAUUUACAACAUUAACAAUGUCCACACUGUAUUUUCUGAUCAAUUCGAUGUUAUUUUAAUGGACAGAAAAUUGCUUUUCUUUUCGAAAACAAGGACAUUUCUAAGUGACCCCAAACUUUUGAACGGUAGUGUAUAUUUGUGGGAGGAAAAAACAUAUGGGGAAUUGGAAGUGAUGCAGACAAUUACAUUGAUGGAAGUUACAAUCUAUCUGCAAUAUUAAAGCUGAUCUACACUUAAAGAAAAGAAAAAAAGGAGAGUAAUGGAGUGCUGCAUCAGAUGACCUGGCCUCCACAAUCCCCCGACCUCAACCCAAUUGAGAUGGUUUGGGAUGAGUCGGACGGCAGAGUGAAGGAAAAGCAGCCAACAUGUGCUCAGCAUAUGUGGGAACUCCUUCAAGACUGUUGGAAAAGCAUUCCAUGUGAAGCUGAUUAAGAGAAUGCCAAGAGUGUGCAAAGCUGUCAUCAAGGCAAAGGGUAGCUACUUUGAAGAAUCAAUGUAGAACAUUUUUUAAAAAUAAAGAAAAACCCUUGAAUUAGGUGUGUCCAAACGUUUGACUGGUACUGUAUAUUCAACAUUGAAUUAAGAACAAAUAAUUUUUAUUUUCACAGUGAGAUGCAGCACAUUGACAAUUUCAAAUCGCUCUGAAAAAAAAAAAGUGGCCUUCUAAUUAGCCUUGUUACCUAAUGAAAGCCUAUAGCCAAUAAAACAAAACGAGACCUUUACAUUCAAUAUUGUUUAGAUAAUCAAAUAGUUUAAUUUAAACUUAAAUAAACAAUUCCCAGAAUCUAAUAUAGGCUGCAAAAAUAAAUGUAUUUAGUAGGCUAUAGCCUACUCAAACCUUUACCAGCCGCACCGGUUUAAACUUGAUAUGGCCUGCGUAUUGUCUAAAUGAACGAAAGCCUGAAUUAACGGAAUAAUUAGCUAAUAACAAACUGAAUUAGCCUAUUGUAAACAAAUACCUGCUUGCACUUUUUUGUAGGCUGUGUAUCCAUCUACCAGGUUGUUGUCCUUGUCCACAAUGACUCCAAAAUCCUUCCAAACCAAACCGGGGAUUUAACUCGCGCAGCACCUGUUUCCAUUAUGGUGUAUUUUAUAACCCUUUUUUCCCCCCUCCGGUCAGGCCUAGGCCUACGUUAGCAAUUGUUGCAGGUAGGGUGAGGGGUCAUCAAAGUGGACCACCAGAGAUGGGGUUCAUCCCAGCACCAUGUCUGUUUUUUACUUACCAUGUUAUCACCGUAAUCCACCAUCAAAGAAAACACCUCUUACUCCCUAUUUUUUCUCUUUCUUCUUUCUUACUCCCUCUUUUUUCUCUCUGUCUCUCUCUCUCCUCUUACUCCCUCUUUUUUUUCUUGUUUCUGGCUUUCAUUUGUUAUUCUAUACCUCUUUAACUCUCUCCAUCCUGUGCCCAUUCCAAUAAUAUGAGGUUGUUUACAAGGUUCUAGCUUCCUGGUAAUCACCCAGGAAUGGAAUUGUAACCAUGUAGGAAUGGAUUCCAUCUGAACACUUAAAUCUGUCCUUCUCUCUUCCCCCUUACCAUGUUCAUACCAUUCCAUCCAUUUCCUUACCAUGUCAAGGGAUUAUGCUAAGUACAGCUACAGUAUAUUACAUAAUAUUCGACUAAAUUACUUCAUAUGGAUACACUGUACCUUGGACUGUUUUUUGAGUGUAUAAAGGAUUCUAGAACAGCAUUAGUUACUCUAAUGUUCUAGAGCAGCAGCUGAUACUGAUUCCAGAACAUCAAUAGAUAAUGCAGGAGUAUAGGCUAAGGUUCUACACCAGCUUUCGGAUAUUAGGACAGCAUCUUCCUAGUCUGGGUCUGUUUCUUCCCGUCGCUUUCUUGUCCCUUGCCAACUCCUAAUGGAAUUGUCAUGUUUGUUGUGACAAUGACAGCAAUGGGGUUUGGCAAGAGCAUAAAGGGUUUGGCAAGAGCAGGCAGCAUGGCUAGCAUCUUCCCAAAGCAAUGGUACAUUCAAAGUCUGUUUUCUGCGACCUGCAGUUCUGCUACUUUUGACCAGGGCCUAUAGGGAAUAGGGUGUCAUUUGGGAUGCACUCUAAGUUUGUUUCCCACAAGCCUUGUGGGUCCAGUGUUAAACCAGAGGGAAAGGGCCUCAAACAGUGUGCUUCGGUUGUGAACUCUCUGCUUCUAUUGUCCAGACGUAGAAUGGCCUGACUUUGGCCCCCCAGACAUAGCCUUGAGCAGUCUAAAUAAAGUUUGUCUUCUGGCUACAACAAAACAAAACAAAAUAGAGAGAAAACAGAUGGAUGGUUCUUUUUCUGUAAGAAAUGUGUGAGUGUGAGCGUGCACGUGCAUGCCUGUGUGUAUUCGUCUGACAUAUUCAACUCUCAGAGAAAACUCAAAUUACCCCCUGCUGAGGACAAGGCAAUUUCCUUAUCAUCAUUCCUAUCAAGCUACAGUAGAAUUAUAAUGAAGUUGUUGGGAAAAUAUGUUUUUAAGCUCUUGGUAGGCCUAACCUCUGGCUAUGUAUGCAUCCCAAAUGGCACUAUAUUCCUAUAGUGCAUUUUUGACCACAGCCCAAUGGGCUUUGGUCAAAAGUAGGAAACUAUGUAGGGUAUAGGGUGCCAUUUGGGACGAACCCUAUAGAGUAGAUCCUAGUCAAACAUGAUUUGAUGGUUGGUUGAUAGUUGAGAUAGUCCUUCCGUGAUCCUUGGGACGUCCCUACCCCAUGGAAGAUUGAAUGUAAAAAGGUUAGGGUUAGGUAAGGGUUAUGGUUAAGGUUAAGGUUAGGGUAGGGGUUAAGGUUAGGAUUAGGGUUAAGGGUAAGGACAUCCCAAGGAUAGCACUAACCUCGUGGAGAUGGGUUGAAGCCAGCGAUAAUGAUUUCCGUAAAAAUAGCCACCUUUAUGGUUUACUGUUCAUUUCAUACUUAGCUACAGUAAAUUGUAUGGUUUGAGGCAAACCAUUAAAAAGAAAACAUUUUAAUUCAAAUGUUAAGUGGUUUUGGGUCUUGAUUGUGGAAAUGUUUUGUCUUACUGAGCAAUGUUUUCUACGAUUGCCUUUUCAUGUUUAACUCAUCUCUUUUCCUCUCUUUCUCUCUCUUCUUUCCCGUCUCUCCCGCUCAUCUCCCCCAUGCCCUUUUCUCUCUCUACCCUCCCUCCUCUAGGAGUACCUUGGAAAUGAUAUCAAGUAAUUCAGUUCUUAGCUGGGAUUGGUACUAUAUAUGUAAUUCCUCCAAGUAAUAGCACAUUAACCAUUCUCUUCUCCCCCCCCCCCCCCCCCCCCCCCCAACAGGGGGACCAUACGUGGGCGACCAUGCUGGGUCAGAGUGUGCGUCUACAGCCGGUGCCUAUCCAGAGCCUAUCUGAACUGGAGAGAGCAAGGCUGCAGGAGGUGGCCUGCUACCAUCUGGAGGAGAGGGACCUUGACUUCAACAUCAGCAUCCCCAGAGGUACACAAGUGAAGGGCUAGUUGCUAUAUCGCCAUGCCAGAAAGGACGAUAGAGAUAUGUGUACAGUGCUGGCCUCUGUCUAGAAUGUAAAGCUCUUCAAAUCUCAAUUGGGGUUUGAAUCUGGAGGAGAGGGACCUAAAAUUCAACAUCAGCAUCCCCAGAGAUACAGAGGAAAGGGUAGUAGUUACUAAAUGGCCAUGCUAGAAAAAAUGGACGGAAAUAUAUAGGCUCUCUUCUUGGGGAUUUUAUUUUCUUAAACAUGAAUCUUUUUAUAAAAUUCCUGAAGUUUUGCUCGUCCUGGUCUAGAUUGUAGAGCUCUUCACUAUACAGUACAUGGCAGUGAACAAGAUGAUAAUGAUAGGGACAUGAUAUCUGACAUAGAAGCUCACUACCUGUUUUCUGCUCAUUCCACCACCACUCUCAGACUGUAUUACCUCAAUAAAUCUGAGUGAAGUUUACAGUACCAGUAAAUGGUAAGUCCUUCAAACAGCUCAGAUACAGCCUUACAACUUAAGAUGGAAGAGUAGGAGUAAGAGGAGUAGGAGUCAGAAGAUUAGAUACAAAAUUAAGAUAAAAGUUUAAGUUAAAAAGCAAGUAAGUAAGUAAGUAGGAGUAAGAAGGGUAAGAUGAGUAGGAGUAAGAAGAGUACUGUAGGAGUAAGAAGAGUAGGAGUGAGAAGUGUACUGUAGGAGUAAGAAGAGUACUAUAGGAGUAAGAAGAGUACUGUAGGAGUAAGAAGAGUAGGAGUAAGAAGAGUACUAUAGGAGUAAGAAGUGUAUUGUAGGAGUAAGAAGAGUACUAUAGGAGUAAGAAAUGUACUGUAGGAGUAAGAAGAGUACUAUAGGAGUAAGAAGAGUACUAUAGGAGUAAGAAGAGUACUAUAGGAGUAAGAAGAGUACUAUAGGAGUAAGAAGAGUACUGUAGGAGUAAGAAGAGUACUAUAGGAGUAAGAAGAGUACUAUAGGAGUAAGAAGAGUACUGUAGGAGUAAGAAGAGUACCAUAGGAGUAAGAAGUGUAUUGUAGGAGUAAGAAGUGUACUAUAGGAGUAAGAAGAGUACUGUAGGAGUAAGAAGAGUAGGAGUAAGAAGAGUACCAUAGGAGUAAGAAGUGUACUGUAGGAGUAAGAAGAGUACCAUAGGAGUAAGAAGUGUACUGUAGGAGUAAGAAGAAUACUGUAGGAGUAAGAAGAGUACUAUAGGAGUAAGAAGAGUACUGUAGGAGUAAGAAGAGUACCAUAGGAGUAAGAAGAGUACUGUAGGAGUAAGAAGAGUACUAUAAGAGUAAGAAGAGUACUGUAGGAGUAAGAAGAGUACUGUAGGAGUAAGAAGAGUACUAUAGGAGUAAGAAGAGUAUGAGUAAAAAGAGUACUAUAGGAGUAAGAAGAGUACUGUAGGAGUAAGAAGAGUACUGUAGUAAGAAGAGUAGGAGUAAGAAGCUUCUGAUCCUGAGGUGUCUUAGCGUGCUACAUUCCUCUUUCGUGUCACCCUGGGUUACGUAAGAGGCAUUAGUCUGAUCUCAGUGCUUCUCCAUGUAGUCUACGCAGAGACGGAAGAGGAAGUGAGACACCCCACUCGCUGUUUUUUUCUGGUUCAAUAAAAGUAAAUGAACUAAGUAGACCAGACCCAGCUGCUAUUGCAUUGGUGUCUAUGGGAGACCCACCCCGUUAAGUAGACCGGAACUGACAAAUAUUUUCCAUGGUAAACGGCCUGAGUGAACUCUCUUCAUUUAUCCACCAUAUUUGGUCUAUGUUCAUACCGUUAACCUCUCAACGUUUUCAACCUUUGACCCCUGACCACUCUCUAAUCAGUGCUGUGUAGUUUACGCUGCCUAAGCUAAGCCGACUGUCAAGUCCAUUGGUCAAAAUAAGAGAAUGACAUUUAAACAUUAUAAAACAUAUAUUUUCAUUGAUUUAUUGUGUGAUUAUAUAUUUUUCUACCCUGAACUAAAAUAGAAGAAGUAAUAGUGUUGAGUCUACCCACAAAUUAAACGUAUUGGAAAGUGCAACAUUAUGCUCACAAAGACCUUAAUCAAGACCGACUGUAUUUUAUCUAGCUCAUCCAUUCGCUUUGCCUCCAUUGUGGACUUUUUUAUCCUGAAGUAAAACAGGAGAAUGGACUCCCACACGCUGUGUAAAUGUACAAAUUAAACAUGUAUUCGAAAGUGUAACGUUUCACUCACAGUUGUUAGGAAUGGAUGUCGGUUAGAAUAGAAUAGAAUACAGAUGUGGGAUCUUAAUUUGACCACUAUUUUGUUGCUGAAAUUUUCCUGCACCGCAGGACCUUAAAAAAUAAUAAUAUAAUAAUAUGCCAUUUAGCAGACGCUUUUAUCCAAAGCGACUUACAGUCAUGCGUGCAUACAUUUUUGUGUAUGGGUGGUCCCGGGGAUCGAACCCACUACCUUGGCGUUACAAGCGCCGUGCUCUACCAGCUGAGCUACAGAGGACCACAUAACCAUUAGUGGGGAAAAUACCAAACUGACCCAGGAUAAAUGUCUAGGGGCAACUUCACCCUACUCCUGGGCCCCUCAGUAAGCCAUAGUUGCUGUCACACAGUUGCUAUACAACCAUACUGUACAUCAUCCAGCAUUCAAAUGUGUUACAGUUACAGCAUGUAACCAGUCAUGGAUGAAUCAAAGAAAAUCUGUCAAUCAUUUAAAAUCAGUUUUCACCUAAUCUGUUCCAAUACAUUCUAAUUCAAUGCCAAUAAUUAAUUCCUUACAGAAUCCUUGAAUCUAAUAUUGUCAAAGUCAUUGGACAACUCUAUAUUAUCAAGACUAAAAUAUAUAUAUAUAUAUUUACUGCAUUUCAUUCUCUGUUGAGCUGCAGAAUACGUAAAUAGAAAACAGUUAAAUCAGUCAGUCAGUGUUAGAUAACUCUAUAGCAGCAUAUAUACUGUAUAAAUAAAUAAAAUACAUACAAAUAUAAAACGGAGGGGGUCAGUGUAUAUAACUGUCAUAGGGAGGGGGUCAGUCAGAGCCAGUAAUGUGUGGGAAUAUUCCUGUCCCUCUCCCUGGGGUGGAGACCUCAUACAGAGUCAGCCAGCCACCUCCCAUGUGUAUUACUGCUGUGUCUUUGUCCCAAAUGACACCCUAUUUGUUUUAUAGUGCACUACUUUUGACCAAAGUCCAUAGGGCUCUUGUCAAAAGUAAUGUACUAUAUAGGGAGUAGGCUGCCAUUUUGGAUGCAUCCUCCACUAGUUAGCCACCCAACUCCCCUGGUGCAUCAGGCCCACUACCGUGUCAGUGAUGGCUCAUGUACGGUAUAUUAUGGGAGCUAGCUGCUUGAGGGACGGAGGGAGGUUGCCAUAGGUUUCUGUUCUGAUCCCGCUGUUUGGGCCAAUACCAGAACCUCUGGUUUAUUUUUAUAGUGUGUGUGCAUGCGUGUAUGUUUGUUGUUGGUUUCCUGGCAACGCCUUGGCUAUGCUUGAUGGAUGGAUUCUUUCUGAAAUAUCUGUUCUUAGCAGUCAGAGCUUAUUUGGCAAGUCUGGAGACUUUGUUUUUGAACGUCAAAUUUUCUCAUGGAUAUGGGUAGCAACCCCACAGGGUCUGUCAUUAUUUUCUUACUUCCUUUCUUUCUCUUGCGUGUUAUUUCUGUCAUUCUGUUUGUUUCUCUCUCAGACCCAAUUGUCUUUUCUUUCUGAUUCCAUAUGUUCCUUUAGUCCCUUUCUUUCUUUCUCUCUUUGCUUUACCCACAUCUAUCUCUCUCCACUGUGUGUGUGUCAGUCCUCUAAUCUUAAAGUGUGCAAGCCAAGGGCAAACACACACACACAUACACACUGAGUACAUGGCAUGUAGGAAUACACACACACACACAAAGUGUUUGCUCAAAGAUUAACCCUUGCUCUGGCAUGUGGCGAGUGGGAGGAGACGAUUGCCGUGGAAAUAAAUGUUAAUUUCCUGUAGUCAUGGGAAUUUGACCCCUUUUAAACCCUUGACACACACACGCACACUCAUACACACAAACAAACCUCUCCACAUGGGGAUUUGACUGCUCAGGUCAUUUACAUUUCAGGGCCUUCCACACUCUUAUCCUGUCAGCCCUUAAGAAUUAAGUUGUGCCUAGACACUGGUGUAGGGUCAGUUCUGUGGUUUUCCCAUUAGUGGUGAGGGCUAGGAUUCUGUGAGGUUAAGCUGAUCCUAGAUCUGUGCCCAGGCCCCAUCAUACAUUCUGGUCUUGGAAGUUCAAAGAUUCUGCAACAAACCAGUUCUAAACAGCAAAGGCGUGCUACCUAACACAUACACACACAGACUGUACACACGACUGUGAUCUUUAAAGCCCCAAACCCAAAACAAAACAGUGAUGUCUUCCAGAUAAAGCUUGUCAGAGGAUAUUUAGGUUGUAAAAUCACAUCCUUGAUCUGCAUGUAGUUUCUCUGGUGUUGCCCUCUGGCUAAAGGCUACAAAGGCAGUACAGGAGGCUGGGGCCUAUACAAACACACAUGCAAAGACUUUAAUCAAAGCCUAUUGGAUGAUAAUUUAACUAGGACAAAGGAAUUUAUAACUGACUUUUUCCGACAUAACAUAGGUACAGCAAAUCCCCUUAUUGUAUGGGACACCUUUAUAUGUGCCUUUAGAGGCCAUGCAAUUCAGUACUCAUCUCAAAAACAAAAGCAAUUUAGGUCAAAAAAUAGUUUAUACUAACAAAGGAAAUAGAAAGUCUAACAGAACAGAUAGAUGGCAAUAAAAACUGUAACAUAGAGGCUCAGAGUAAAUUAGAGGAAAAACAAAAAGAAAUUGAGAAACUUAUUCAAGAAUGAUCAAGUGUAAUAUAUUAUAAAAAUAUAGCAAACUGGAUGGAAUAUGGGGAAAAAUGCACCAAAUUCUUUUUUAAUCUUCAACAUAGGAAUGCUACCAAAAAUAAUUGAAUGAAACUGGUUACAAUUGACGGAGUAACCCAUGAUUUACCAAAUUAUAUUUUGAAGGAGGAAACAAAGUACUUUAAGCAUACGUUUCAGUCGCCUCCAUCUUCUCUAACAGAAGCUAAUUGUAGAGAUUUUUUUUCUAUUGAUAAUGUAAAAUUAACAGCCAUACAGAAAGACUCAUGUGAAGGUGAAAUUACAGAGGAGGAACUUCUGGAUGCAAUUAAAGACUUUAAGUCCGGGAAAACUCCAGAGUUGGAUGGCAUACCAGUCGAGGUAUACCAAACCUUUUUUGAUAUACUAAGAGGACCAUUAUUAUUAGCAUGUUUUAACCACUCCUAUGUAAAUGGUAGAUUAUCUGACACUCAAGAAGAAGAUCUCAUUAUUACUGAAACAGGGUACAAGUGGAAAAUAUAAAGAUCCAGUCCAUUAAAACAAUUGGAGUCCCCUCUGUAAUUUCACCUUCACAUGAGUCCUCUGUAGCUCAGCUGGUAGAGCACGGCGCUUGUAACGCCAAGGUAGUGGGUUCGAUCCCCGGGACCACCCAUACACAAAAAUGUAUGCACGCAUGACUGUAAGUCGCUUUGGAUAAAAGCGUCUGCUAAAUGGCAUAUUAUUAUUAUUAUUAUUACACUUCAGUGUUGUGAUGCAAAGAUUAUAGCAAAAUGUGUAGCGCAUAGAAUUAAAAAGGUAUUGUCGGAUAUUAUUCAUUCUAAUCAGACAGGUUUUUUACAUGGAAGAUACAUUGGAGAUAAUAUAAGGCAAGUAUUGGAAACAAUAUAACACUAUGGAAAAUCUGGGAAACCAGGCCUGCUAUUCAUAGCAGACUUUGAAAAGGCAUUUGAUAAAGUACAACUGGGGUUUAUACAUAAAUGCCUGGAGCAUUUCAAUUUUGGAGAAUCUCUUAUAAAAUGGGUCAAAAUCAUGUAUAGUAACCCUAGGUGUAAAAUAGUAAAUAAUGGCUAUUUCUCCGAAAGUUUUAAACUGUCAAGAGGAGUGAAACAAGGUUGUCCACUAUCGGCAUAUCUAUGUAUUGUUGUCAUCGAGAUGUUGGCUAUUAAAAUCAGAUCCAACAAUAAUAUCAGGGGAUUAGAAAUCCAGGGCUUAAAACAAAGGUGUCAUUGUACGCUGAUGAUUCAUGUUUUCUUUUAAAUCCACAACUAGAAUCCCUCCACAGCCUCAUAGAGGAUCUAGAUACAUUUUCUAACCUCUCAGGAUUACAACCAAAUUAUGACAAAUGUACUAUAUUACGUAUUGGAUCACUAAAAAAAUUGUACAUUACCAUAUAGUUUACCAAUAAAAUGGUCUGAUGGUGAUGUGGAUAUACUCAGAAUACAUAUCCCAAAGGAAAUAAAUGAUCUCACUUCAAUACAUUUUAAUAGAAAGUUAGCAAAAAUAGAUCUUGCUACCAUGGAAAGGUCAAUUUGUGGAAAAAUCUCCCUGAUUAACUCUUUAGUAUUAUCCCAGUUUACCUAUUUGCUUAUGGUCUUGCCUAUGCCUAGCGAACAGUUUUUUAAAUUAUAUGAGAAAAAAAAUCCAUUUUAUUUGGAACGGCAAGCCAGACAAAAUUAAACGGGCCUAUUUAUACAAUGAAUAUGAAUUCGGAGGACAGAAAUUAUUAGAUAUUAAAACAUUAGACCUAUCACAGAAGUUAUACUUAAAUCCGAACUGGUUUUCUAGCAAAUUAGUAAGAUUGUCUCACCCAAUGUUCAAGAAUGGCCUUUUUCCCUUUAUUCAGAUUACAACCACUCACUUUCAGUUAUUUGAAUAACUCUCCCAAAUAUCACUAUUUCUAAAACAAGCCAUGGAAAGUUGGUUGCAAUUUCAAUUUAAUCCUCCAGAAACGACAGAACAAAUAAUGGAACAAAUAUUGUGGUUAAACUCAAAUAUACUAAUUGACAAAAAAACUUACAAAAUGUUUAAAAAAAUUAUAAUCUUCGUAAAUGAUAUCAUCGGUAGGACUGGUGGAGUUAUGUCGCACAUGCAGCUAACAAAAACAUAUGGAAAUGUCUGCUCUACCCAAAAUUACAACCAAAUAAUUGCAGCCUUACCGCAAAAAUGAAAGAGGAAAGUGGAAGGGGGAGAAAGUAAGGAACUUGUCUGUCUGCCUUGCAUUAAAGAACAUAAUUGGUUAAGGAAAACUGUGAUAAAUAAAAAAGUAUAUCUGUUUCAUUUAAGGACCAAAGGAUUGACAGCCAUCCCAUAUAGAUUGCAAAAUAGUUGGGAAGAGAUUUUUGACGGACCGAUCCCAUGGCAUAGUGUUUAUGAACUGAUACGCAAAACGACACCGGAUUCAAAACUUAGAAUCUUUCAAUUUAAAUUAUUAUAUAACAUUCUUGCUACCAAUAGAAUGUUAUUUAUAUGGGGGAUACAAUCUUCCCAGCUCUGCAGAUGUUGCUGUGAAGAGACAGAAUCAUUAGAUCAUUUGUUUUGGUACUGUCCAUUUGUAGUUUGUUUUUGGACACAGGUCCAGGAAUGGCUAAAGGAUUGCAAUAUUUACCUGGACCUAACCUUGCAGAUAGCAUUACUGGGUGAUCUGAAAAGUCAUAGUCAAUCGAUCAAUAACAUAAUAAUACUUUUAGCAAAAAUGUUUAUUUUCAAUUCACAAUCUGUAGGACAUCACAGUACAGUUGAAAUAUAUAUGGCAAAUAGAAAUCCUAUAUGGAUGGUGUGAAAAGAUAGAUGGGAGGUGUUGAAUGGAAUUGAAGGAUGGGACUAAUAACAACUAACAACAAAUAAUAACAAAGAUAACUAAUAAUGUAAGCAUACUGUGUCCAUAAUAAGUAUAUAGGUUGCAGGUUGGGAGCUUUUGUGAAAGAGCACAGUUAGAAAGAUAUGGCAUAUAGAAGCAAACCGGAUGGACAUCAUGAAAAUGAUCGGAGAGGUUGAGAGUAGAGGAAGUUCAGGAGAAAAAACUAACAAAAUAUAAUUAUUGUAAAAUUGACUGUGUCCAUAAAAUGUAGAUAGUAGGUAUAAACUGGAAGUAGAGGCCUAAGCAUUGUUGUUCACUAGUUUACUCCAAGUAGGGAAAGGGUGGUGGGGUUGGAAAGUAAUAAAGGGGAAUAUAUAUAUAUUUUUAAAGGAUAUGUAUGUGUAUAUGUGUGUAUAUGUGUGUAUAUAUAUAUACACUGCUCAAAAAAAUAAAGGGAACACUUAAACAACACAAUGUAACUCCAAGUCAAUCACACUUCUGUGAAAUCAAACUGUCCACUUAGGAAGCAACACUGAUUGACAAUAAAUUUCACAUGCUGUUGUGCAAAUGGAAUAGACAACAGGUGGAAAUUACAGGCAAUUAGCAAGACACCCCCAAUAAAGAAGUGGUUCUGCAGGUGGUGACCACAGACCACUUCUCAGUUCCUAUGCUUCCUGUCACGUUUGAAUGCUGGUGGUGCUUUCACUCUAGUGGUAGCAUGAGACGGAGUCUACAACCCACACAAGUGGCUCAGGUAGUGCAGCUCAUCCAGGAUGGCACAUCAAUGCGAGCUGUGGCAAGAAGGUUUGCUGUGUUUGUCAGCGUAGUGUCCAGAGCAUGGAGGCACUACCAGGAGACAGGCCAGUACAUCAGGAGACGUGGAGGAGGCCGUAGGAGGGCAACAACCCAGCAGCAGGACCGCUACCUUCGCCUUUGUGCAAGGAGGAGCAGGAGGAGCACUGCCAGAGCCCUGCAAAAUGACCUCCAGCAGGACACAAAUGUGCAUGUGUCUGCUCAAACGGUCAGAAACAGACUCCAUGAGGGUGGUAUGAGGGCCCGACGUCCACAGGUGGGGGUUGUGCUUACAGCCCAACACCGUGCAGGACGUUUGGCAUUUGCCAGAGAACACAGAUGAAAGCAGGUUCACACUGAGCACAUGUGACAGACGCGACAGCGUCUGGAGACGCCGUGGAGAACGUUCUGCUGCCUGCAACAUCCUCCAGCAUGACCUGUUUGGCGGUGGGUCAGUCAUGGUGAGGGGUGGCAUUUCUUUGGGGGGCCGCACAGCCCUCCAUGUGCUCGCCAGGGGUAGCCUGACUGCCAUUAGGUACCGAGAUGAGAUCCUCAGACCCCUUGUGAGACCAUAUGCUGGUGCGGUUGGCCCUGGGUUCCUCCUAAUGCAAGACAAUGCUAGACCUCAUGUGGCUGGAGUGUGUCAGCAGUUCCUGCAAGAGGAAGGCAUUGAUGCUAUGGACUGGCCCGCCCGUUCCCCAGACCUGAAUCCAAUUGAGCACAUCUGGGACAUCAUGUCUUGCUCCAUCCAACAACGCCACGUUGCACCACAAACUGUCCAGGAGUUGGCGGAUGCUUUAGUCCAGGUCUGGGAGGAGAUCCCUCAGGAGACCAUCCGCCACCUCAUCAGGAGCAUGCCCAGGCAUUGUAGGGACGUCAUACAGGCACGUGGAGGUCACACACACUACUGAGCCUCAUUUUGACUUGUUUUAAGGACAUUACAUCAAAGUUGGAUCAGCCUGUAGUGUGGUUUUCCACUUUAAUUUUGAGGGUGACUCCAAAUCCAGACCUCCAUGGAUUGAUACAUUUGAUUUCCAUUGAUAAUUUUUGUGUGAUUUUGUUGUCAGCACAUUCAACUAUGUAAAGAAAAAAAUAUUUAAUAAGAUUAUUUCAUUCAUUCAGAUCUAGGAUGUGUUGUUUAAGUUUUCCCUUUUUUUUUGCAGUGUAUAUAUAUAUAUAUAUAUAUAUAUAUAUAUAUAUAUAAAUAAAUAAAAAAUGGGGGAUUGGAAGUGAUGCAGACAAUUACAUUGAUGGAAGUUACAAUCUAUCUGCAAUAUUAAGCUGAUCUACCCCUCCAAAAAAUAAACAAACAAAAAUAAAAGACAAAAAAAAGACACAAAAAAAUGAACAAAAAAAUGAAAUAAAAGACUUGAUGUUGUAAAAGGUCUAUUCUUAGUAACGCCUGAAUUGAGGAAGAGAUGUAAUUCUCAGGAAAACGACUUGCCGCAGUGCGUUGGUGGGGUGUGUGUGUGUGUUUUCCUCUUCUCUUGUUUGGUCUUCACGUGGGUGGAUAUUUUGUGUGUAUGUUUGUUUGAGGUUGUUUUUGGUUCCUUUUUUUACAAGGAGAUGAUAUGGUGGGAGGAGUAGGAGAAAACCCAACAUUACCAAGGAAGCAUCCCAAAUGGCGCCCUAUCCCCUAUAUCAGGGCUCUCCAACCCUGUUCCUGGAGAGCUACUGUCCUCUAGGUUUUCACUCCAACCCUAAUCUAGCGCACCUGAUUCUAAUAAUUAGCUGGUUGAUAAAUCAGGUUAGUAACUACUGAGGUUGGAGCGAAAACCUACAGGAGGGUAGCUCUUCAGGAACAGGGUUGGAGACUUUUGACCAGGGCGUAGUGCACUAUACUGUAUAUAGGGAAUAGGGUGUCAUUUGGGAUGUAAAUUCAAAUGAACUGCAUGAACUGCAUGUAAGACACAGAUUAUAAAGAAGUCAGUUAAAAAUGUCACCAGGCAAACAGUACAUUACUCUUCACUCUCAUGAACAAACACCCUCUUUUGUUUAUUUUUGUCUUUUUUUAACAACCUCUUUUUUGUCCCCUUUUUCUAGAAAUCCGUAAGAGGAGAAAAUCGCUCAGAAGGAAGCUUGACUCCUUCUCCAAAGAAAAGAAAGAGAAAGAGCGAGGUAAGGUCCCUCACCACCCCCCCCCCCCCCCCCCCCCCCCCCACCCCCUCAUAAACUAGAUGAUGAAGUGUUUAAAUCUUCCACAGUGUGGCCGCAUCCCAAAUGGCACCCUAUGUAGUGCACUAUGUAGGGAAUAGGGUGUAGGACGCAGCCUGUGACUCAGUACUCUUCGUUAAAACUGAAGACCGCAUACCAUACCUCAGAAGGUCAGACAGACCGGAGUCAUAUAGUUAGAUACACGGCUCUGAGACAGACUAACCACUAUUGACGUAGGUCUACAGUAGCUUCUACUCCUUCUUGACUAAUUGACUAAUGCCUGUGAAAUGAUCAACCACUGUUGACGUACAGUACAGUAGCUCCAAUACUCCGUCUUUAUUCCUUAAUGACAACUUAGUGAUUAAUGCUUGUGAAAUCAUCACGCACUGUUGACCUACAGUACAGUAGCUUUUCUACCUCUUCCUUGUUUAACAGGGACUAAUUGCUUAAUGCCUGUGAAAUCAUUGUGUUGAUGACAGUGAGCUCCAUUUCAACCACAAGAGGCAAGGGCCUCUUUAUACUGUAGAUGACUCAUUUUUGCAACUUUUGUCUGUUGUAGAAUGUUUAAACACUGCCUCCUGAGUGUAUACACUGACACACUCUCAUAAACAUACACACGAACUGACAAAAAAAAAAGGCAUAUGCACACAAGUAUAUGCGUACAGUCUCGCUCUCUUCCUGACAUACACUACCAGUCAAAAGUUUGGACACACCGACUCAUUCAAGGGUUUUUCUUAAUUUUUACAAUUUUUUACAUUGUAGAAUUAUAGUGAAUACAUCAAAACUAUGAAAUAACACAUAUGGAAUCAUGUAGUAACCAAACAAGUGUUAAACAAAUAAAAACAUAUUUUAUAUUUGAGAUUCUUCAAAUAGCCACCCUUUUGCCUUGAUGACAGCUUUGCACACUCUUGGCAUUGAGAGUGUACAUACACUCUGACAGACACAAAAGGCAUGUGCACACCAGUACAGUGGGGGAAAAAAGUAUUUAGUCAGCCACCAAUUGUGCAAGUUCUCCCACUUAAAAAGAUGAGAGAGGCCUGUAAUUUUCAUCAUAGGUACACGUCAACUAUGACAGACAAAUUGAGGAAAAACCCCCCAGAAAAUCACAUUGUAGGAUUUAUAAUGAAUUUAUUUGCAAAUUAUGGUGGAAAAUAAGUAUUUGGUCACCUACAAACAAGCAAGAUUUCUGGCUCUCACAGACCUGUAACUUCUUCUUUAAGAGGCUCCUCUGUCCUCCACUCGUUACCUGUAUUAAUGGCACCUGUUUGAACUUGUUAUCAGUAUAAAAGACACCUGUCCACAACCUCAAACAGUCACACUCCAAACUCCACUAUGGCCAAGACCAAAGAGCUGUCAAAGGACACCAGAAACAAAAUUGUAGACCUGCACCAGGCUGGGAAGACUGAAUCUGCAAUAGGUAAGCAGCUUGGUUUGAAGAAAUCAACUGUGGGAGCAAUUAUUAGGAAAUGGAAGACAUACAAGACCACUGAUAAUCUCCCUCGAUCUGGGGCUCCACGCAAGAUCUCACCCCGUGGGGUCAAAAUGAUCACAAGAACGGUGAGCAAAAAUCCCAGAACCACACGGGGGGACCUAGUGAAUGACCUGCGGAGAGCUGGGACCAAAGUAACAAAGCCUACCAUCAGUAACACACUACGCCGCCAGGGACUCAAAUCCUGCAGUGCCAGACGUGUCCCUUUGCUUAAGCCAGUACAUGUCCAGGCCCGUCUGAAGUUUGCUAGAGUGCAUUUGGAUGAUCCAGAAGAGGAUUGGGAGAAUGUCAUAUGGUCAGAUGAAACCAAAAUAGAACUUUUUGGUAAAAACUCAACUCGUCGUGUUUGGAGGACAAAGAAUGCUGAGUUGCAUCCAAAGAACACCAUACCUACUGUGAAGCAUGGGGGUGGAAACAUCAUGCUUUGGGGCUGUUUUUCUGCAAAGGGACCAGGACGACUGAAGGAAAGAAUGAAUGGGGCCAUGUAUCGUGAGAUUUUGAGUGAAAACCUCCUUCCAUCGGCAAGGGCAUUGAAGAUGAAACGUGGUUGGGUCUUUCAGCAUGACAAUGAUCCCAAACACACCGCCCGGGCAACGAAGGAGUGGCUUCGUAAGAAGCAUUUCAAGGUCCUGGAGUGGCCUAGCCAGUCUCCAGAUCUCAACCCCAUUGAAAAUCUUUGAAGGGAGUUGAAAGUAUGUGUUGCCCAGCGACAGCCCCAAAACAUCACUGCUCUUGGGGAGAUCUGCAUGGAGGAAUGGGCCAAAAUACCAGCAACAGUGUGUGAAAACCUUGUGAAGACUUACAGAAAACGUUUGACCUGUGUCAUUGCCAACAAAGGGUAUAUAACAAAGUAUUGAGAAACUUUUGUUAUUGACCAAAUACUUAUUUUCCACCAUAAUUUGCAAAUAAAUUCAUAAAAAAUCCUACAAUGUGAUUUUCUGGAAAUUGUUUUUCUCAUUUUGUCUGUCAUAGUUGACGUGUACCUAUGAUGAAAAAGACAGGCCUCUCUCAUCUUUUUAAGUGGGAGAACUUGCACAAUUGGUGGCUGACUAAAAACUUUUUUUCCCCACUGUAUAUGCGUACACAGUUGCUUUCUUUCUCCUUCUCACACACACACACAUACACACACUGACAAAAAAACUAAAAGGCAAAUGCACACACAUAUACACAGUCCCCCCCCCCACACACACACACACACACACACACACACACUCUGUUAUCCUCUCCUUGGCCCAGUGCUGGCCAUGUGGAGGUGUGAUCAGAGAGAAUAAAGAGAUGUUCUCUUCCUCCUCCAGCUGGUUACCUCCAGGGCAGGGCCAGCUAGCCAGCCUGUUGUCUUACCCAGGGUUAGGGUUGAUUAGGUUACCCGCGACAGGACAGGGUCUGCUAGCCAGUCUGUUGUAUUAGGCCUAUCUCAGAACAGUGGCCAGACAAUCUGCCUGUUAGCAUUACGGCCAGCUAGCCAUCCUGUUACCAAAGCCAAUGGCCAACUUGUAAGAAUUACUACCCAAGCCAAGCCAUGGCAAUGACCAGCCUGUUGUCUUUCUAACCCCAGAGCAGUGGCCAGACAAUCUGCCUAGGCUAGCUACCCAGGAAAAGGCCAGGGCAGUGGCUGUACCUGUCAGGCAGUAGCCAGCCUGUCUGACGUUAGGGCCAGCUAGCCUUCCUGUUGAUGUACCUAGGGAAGCCUGUCUGUCAUUACAGCCAGAUAGCGAGCCUGUUGUGUUACGCAGGGCAGUGGCCAGCCUGCCUGUCUGUCUGUCUGUUGGUGCUCUCAGGUCUGGGUCUGGGUAAAUCUCCUAAGAUGAAAGUACUUAACGCUCAGUCAGAACAUUGGGGUUUGGCAGGGAUGGGUGAAUGGAUGAAGGGAUGGAGUGGUCGAAAACAAACGAGGGUAAACGAACGCUCAGGUGAUCAGAGGCGAGUAGCGUCACUAACGCUAAUGCCAACAAAUGCAAAUUAACCCAUAAGAGUCUAAGCCCUGUCUAAGCCAGGGGAUGGGGGAGGGGGGGCUUACUGCUACUAGCCCAUACAAAUGCAAUUAAUAACAGAUCCACUACAUGGAACAACAGAUAGUCCCCCUCAAAAAAAUCUAAAGGAAGUUUGUUCUGAAGUGUCUAUCCAAUAUAUACUUUUUUUUUUUUUUUUUUUACAUGUAUUUAACCCCUUAUUUUGUCACUAAACAGUCUCCACAUAUACUUCCAUAAUUUUUUUUGACUGGUACCGGGGGACCUUCAGAUGACUCUUGUGAGGCCUGUGGAAUCUCACCUUUACACAGAGGGGUCAUAUAAGUGUCUAGCCCAAAUUGUUUGGACGCUACAGACAGAAGUUGGCAGAUCAGCUAUUCCGACUUCAGACGAGUCCCAAGACGCUUGUGGGGGUCGUAGAGCAAAACGGAGAACACCAUCAUGUUCGUGAGAGUCUCAUCUUUCCAUAAUAGUUUGUAGGCCAAACCACUCGGAUGCUACAGAUGAUUUUGUGAGAAGAUCGAUUUUUGGGAUGUAUCAUGAUCUGACAAACACCGCUCUAGCUCUGUCACCUUCACCGCAGGUGCGGAAGUGUUACAUAGUCAGAUGCGGUGGAUUGAGAUGCAUCCAAUGCAAAAAAAAACAGAUAUCUCUAUCUUAAACUGAUGGAUUUUUAUGGGGAUUUUUGUAUUAUGCUAAUUCGAUUUCAGUGCACGCGCAGACAUCGACCUUAGGGGUGUAAAAGCACUUUUCACAAAAUAAAAGGUUGUGUAUACUGUGUUUACGUGUCUGUUUACCCUCCACUACAACCCUGGAUGAAUGGAUGCCAGUUGUGCUUGUUCUUUUAAGGCAAAUACCAUGGUAUUUUCCUGCCACGGUAGUGACCAAAACACCAUGAUAGUACCAUAGUAUCUUUUUAAUUGUACUACUAUGGCAGGAAAAUACCAUGGCAUUUGCAGCAGUACUAUUAUAUUUUCCUGCCAUUUUAGUGACCAAAAUACCAUGAUAAUACCAUAGUUUUGUACUAGCAGCAUGUAGUGAUACUAGUGAAACAUGAAAGCAUGGUAGUUGUUUACAAUGUAUUAUCAUGAUGGUCCAUGUCCCACAAUUUUUCGGGUAAUGUGACCAAAAACAUAGUAAUUUAUCAAUCAAUCAAUUUUAUUUUAUAUAGCCCUUCUUACAUCAGCUAAUAUCUCGAAGUGCUGUACAGAAACCCAGCCUAAAACCCCAAACAGUUAGUAAUGCAGGUGUAGAAGCACGGUGGCUAGGAAAAACUCCCUAGAAAGGCGAAAACCUAGGAAGAAACCUAGAGAGGAACCAGGCUAUGAGGGGUGGCCAGUCCUCUUCUGGCUGUGCCGGGUGGAGAUUAUAACAGAACCAUGCCAAGAUGUUCAAAAAUGUUCAUAAGUGACAAGCAUGGUCAAAUAAUAAUCAGGAAUAAAUCUCAGUUGGCUUUUCAUAGCCGAUCAUUAAGAGUUUGAAAACAGCAGGUCUGGGACAGGUAGGGGUUCCAUAACCGCAGGCAGAACAGUUUAAACUGGAAUAGCAGCAAGGCCAGGCGGACUGGGGACAGCAAGGAGUCACCACGGCCGGUAGUCCCGACGUAUGGUCCUAGGGCUCAGGUCUCUCAGUUGGCUUUUCAUAGCCGAUCAUUAAGAGUUGAAAACAGCAGGUCUGGGACCGGUAGGGGUUUCGUAGCCGCAGGCAGAACAGUUGAAACUGGAAUAGCAGCAAGGCCAGGCGGACUGGGGACAGCAAGGUGUCAUCAUGCCCGGUAGUCCUGACGUAUGGUCCUAGGGCUCAGGUUCUCAGAGAGAAAGAGAGAACGAGAGAAUUAGAGAGAGCAUACUUAAAUUCACACAGGACACUGGAUAAGACAGGAGAAGUACUCCAGGUAUAACCAACUAACCCCAGCCCCCCGACACAUAAACUACUGCAGCAUAAAUACUGGAGGCUGAGACAGGAGCGGUCCGGAGACACUGUGGCCCCAUCCGAAGAAACCCCCGGACAGGGCCAAACAGGAAGGAUAUAACCCCACCCACUCCGCCAAAGCACAGCCCCCGCACCACUAGAGGGAUAUCCCCAACCACCAACUUACAAUCCUGAGACAAGGCCGAGUAUAGCCCACAGAGGUCUCCACCACAGCACAAACCAAGGGGGGGGCGCCAACCCAGACAGGAAGAUCACGUCAGUAACUCAACCCACUCAAGUGACGCACCCCUCCCAGGGACGGCAUGAAAGAGCACCAGCAAGCCAGUGACUCAGCCCCUGCAACAGGGUUAGAGGCAGAGAACCCCAGUGGAGAGGGGAACCGGCCUGGCAGAGACAGCAAGGGCUGUUCGUUGCUCCAGCCUUUCCGUUCACCUUCACACUCCUGGGCCAGACUACACUCAAUCUACUCAGACUACUCACAUAAUGCAACGUUGACUUCUCGCUCUGCAAUGACAAAGUGUAGGCCUAGUGUACCCUAUUAAACCUCUUGAGCUUAAUGAAAAACCACAACACACAUGAUCUAGUAGUGUAGUGUGCCUCUUAAACCUUAGCCCGCCGGUAAACUAUAUAGCUUAUUAGCACGCUAGUCAGCUAGCUACAUGCUUGCUAAUUAGCCAGUAAGCUUAUUAACUAGUUAGCCUGUCAGCUACUGUAGCUAGCCACUGGCCCUCAACCAAACAGUGGCAUCUGCGGGAGGAUUUAGUUAAUUGAUGUACCGACAUACACGUGUCCAUGGCUUGUAUGUACCUUGAACCAGCUUCAAGGAAAGGAUAAGAAGAGGAGUGGGGGGUGAAGGGAAGAGAUAGAGGGUGGGGGAGAAAAAGAGAAGGAAGGUUUGAGAGACAGGGAGAGAUGGGGUGAGAGAGGAGGGAGGGAGGGAGAACGAGAGAAGGAAAGUUUGAGAGACAGGGAGAGGUGGGGUGAGAGAGAGGGAGAGAGGGAGAGAGAGAGAAUGAAAAAGGGAGACAGAAACCACAUUCUCAUCCAUAGUUUUUAUGUGAGUAAUGUCAUACUGUAUAAAACAAAUUCUUGACAGCUGUGACGGAAACAGGAAGUUUAGGUAAAAUUUUUGAAAUGCCGACAUGGUGGGGUCUUUUUGUGUCGGUAAAAUUUAGUAUGCGAGAAAUGGCGGUGUAAAUGUCUUUAUGCCACAUAUAUUGAUAUAAUAACCAUCCUAUCGAAGUAAACUUGGAGUCAUACGACUUGGGAAACCAUGCAGUUUAUUAGGCUACAGAUUAAAUAAAUUAUGAUGAACUUCACAGGGUGAUGAAAGUGCACAGUGAUGAGCUUGAUGCGCCUUUCCAAUAAAUGUCGAGGGUCUUAUUCUGGUGACAUGAUGAUAAAUGUUUGACUGCCAUUUGACAAAUAAAAAUAUUAUCGCUCUUAUCCAUAAUAAUCUCAUCAUGCAGAAUAACCUACCCGCAGAGCCUACACACAUUGUAAAUGUAUAUGUGAAAUGUUGGCUAGAGCGCAUGUGCCAAGACCAGAGUGGGCACAUUUGCUAUUUAACGCAACAGUUUUUGUGACAAAAUUAUCGGUAGAGUUGAAAAUGCGAUGGAAACACAAUGAACAUUGUGCACUACGCCAUCACAUACUGAUUUGUAUCUGCAACAAGUCCGUUUGGUGGAAACACCACUGGUGGGAAAAUAUACAUAAUUUCUUUAUGCAGAUGUUAGAAUACUUGCAUGAAAACCUGUCUCCAAUUGGAUGGAAACCUAGCUAGAAGGAGAGAAUAGGGGUAGAGAGAAUUAUAGAGAGAGGAGGGUUUGAGAGAUGGAGAGAGAGAGGGGAGGAGAUGCAGAGAGGGUAAAAACAAGAGACGGAGGAGAGAGAGAGAGAGAGAGAGAGAGAGAGAGAGAGAGAGAGAGAGAGAGAGAGAGAGAGAGAGAGAGAGAGAGAGAGAGAGAGAGAGAGAGAGAGAGAGAGAGAGAGAGAGAGGGGAUUUCAGGUUCAAGCGGUAUUUCAGGUUCAAUCCCCCUAUCCUUAGAGCUUUACUUCUUGGCACUCUGCCAGUCUCCCAUGUCUGACCAGCUUUAGGUCUUAUGACCUCUUCACAGCAGGAGUGUGUGCGGAUGUGUGUGUGUGCUUGUGUGUUUUAUAUGAAAUAAUUAAUGAACAAAAAAAAGUACGUCAAAUUGCCAGUUGGCAACCCAUCCCUUACUGGAAUAACUGACACAUAAACAGACAUUACAAUGAUUCACAGUGAUAAUUCUUCCGGUGUUCUGCAUAGUGCACAUCUCUUAAGGAAUGAAAAAUAAAUCAAUACAUAAUAGUAGAUAGGGUUAUCCAAGCAAUAAUAAUAAACCUAGAGCAGUAAAAAUACAAAUAAAAUACAGAUAAAUAAUCCCGGUCUCUCACAAAGAGAAGAUUAAAGUGUGAGAAAAACAGUAGGCCCACACACAAUUUAUAUACACUGAGUAUACAAAACAUUAAGAACACCUGCUUUUUCCAUGAUGUAGACUGAUCAGGUGAAUCCAGGUGAAAGCUAUGAUCCCUUAUUGAUGUGACUUGUUAAAUCCACUUCAAUCAGUAUAGAUGAAUGGGAAGAGACAGGUUAAAGAAUGAUUUUUAAGCCUUGAGACUAUUGAGACAUGGAUUGUGUAUGUGUGCCAUCCAGAAGCUGAAUGGGCAAGACAAAAUAUUUAAGUGCCUUUGAACGGGGUAUGGUAGUAGGUGGCAGGCGCACUGGUUUGUGUCAAGAACUGCAAUGCUGCUGGGGUUUUUACGCUCAACAGUUUGCCAUGUGUAUCAAGAAUGGUCCACCACCCAAAGGACAUCCAGCCAACUUGACACAACUGUGGGAAGCAUUGGAGUCAACAUGGGCCAGCAUCCCUGUGGAACGCUUUUGACACCUUGUAGAGUCAAUGCCCCGACGAAUUGAGGCUGAUCUGAGGCCAAAAGGGUGUGCAACUCAAUAUUAGGAAGGUGUUCCUAAUGUUUGGUAUACUCAGUGUACAUAUGCCUAUGCCUGGAGCUAAAUAUUUGUAUAAUUUAUACUGAACAAAAAUAUAAAUGCAACAUGUAAAGUGUUGGUCCCAUGUUUCAUGAGCUGAAAUAAAAGAUCCCAGAAAUGUUCCAUACGCACAGAAAGCUUAUUUCUCUUAAAUGUUGUGCACAAAUUUGUGUACAUCCCUGUUAGUAAAAAUUUCUCCUUUGCCAAGAUAAUCCAUCCACCUGACAGGUGUGGCAUAUCAAGAAGCUGAUUAAACUGCAUGAUCAUUAGACAGGUGCACCUUGUGCUGGGGACAAUAAAAGGCCACUCUAAAAUGUGCAGUUUUGUCACACAACACAAUGCCACAGAUGUCUUUGAGGGUUUUGAGGGGGUGUCCAAUUGGCAUGCUGACUGCAGGAAUGUCCAUCAGAGCUAUUGCCAGAGAUUUUGAAUGUUCAUUUUUCUACCACCACAUUCGGCUUCCUCACCUGCGGGAUUGUCUGAUGAGGGGUGGGGGAAUAUUUCUGUUUGUAAUAAAGCCCUUUUGUGGGGAAAAACUCAUUCGGAUUGGCUGGGCCUGGCUCCCCAGUGGGUGUACCUGGAUCCCAAGUGGGUGGGCUUAUGCCCUCCUAGGCUCACCCAUAGCUGCACUCCUGCCCAGUAAUGUGAAAUCCAUAGAUUAGGGCCUCAUUUAUUUAUUUCAAUUGACUGAUUUCCUUUCAUGAACUGUAACUUAUUAAAAUCUUAGAAAUGGUUGCAUGUUGCAAAAGGUCACCCUUUUAAUUUUAUUCCAGGCUUUCUAAAAAAUGUUCAUCAAAUGGAAAUACACAAUGGACAAAAAAUAAAAUGUCCUUGUCUUCAUCGCUCAGUCACAUAAUGCCAGGGUAUAUCUGGUGGGCUUUCUGGAAUAAGGACAAGCGUAUAUUGUGGUAGAGAUGUGCAAUAGAGGAUAAAAUGAAUAUCAUUCUCUAUCUCUUGGAGGUCACAAUAUUUACAAAGUAUUUCCUCUUCCAUUUCACCACAAUACCGAUCUGUUUCAAUAGCAAUGGCAAUAUUGCUGAUCUUACCUGUGCACAUAGCAAUCUUUCUUUUGCUUUUAGGUAGGUUGUACAUAAUAUAUCUCCACACACAAAUUCACUCUUAAUCAAACAAAAGAUUCUCAAUAUGGGUUUGUGAUUAAUCAACUCCUGAGGAGAGACACAUGAAAAGUGGGUGAGACAUGGUAGAGAGGGGGAAGGAGCAGCCGGUACGAUACCUCAUUUAUCCGCCAGAGGACCUUAAAUGGCCUCACAAACCAGGGGCUCAGUUUCUUGCAGGGCAGGCAGAGAGGGAGGUUUUUAGUGGACAGCCAGACAUGAUCACCAGGCUGGAAUACGGGGGCCUCACUGCGGUGGCGGUCGGCUUGGUCCUUCUGCCGACGAAUGGCCCUCUGGAGAUGGACAUGGGCGGCAUCCCAGACCUGUCCAGCCCUGCGGAACCAUUCGUCGACAGCGGGCGCAUCGGACUGGCUGGGUGUCCAAGGGGCCAGGACGCACUACAUUUACAUUACAUUUUAGUCAUUUAGCAGACGCUCUUAUCCAGAGCGACUUACAGUUAGUGAAUACAUAUAUUUUUUUUUUAUACUGGCCCCCCGUCGGAAUCGAACCCACAACCCUGGCAUUGCAAACGCCAUGUUCUAUCAACUGAGCUACAUCCCUGCCGGCCAUUCCCUCCCCUACCCUGGACGACGCUGGGCCAAUUGUGCGCCGCCCAUGAGUCUCCCGGUCGCGGCCGGCGGCGACAGAGCCUGGAUUCGAACCAGGAUCUCUAGUGGCACAGUUAGCACUGCGAUGCAGUGCCUUAGACCACUGCGCCACUCAGGAGUACUCCCACUAGAAGGGAGUUAGCCCCAUGGAGGAGUGAACGAGGGAGUUCUGGGCAUAUUCUGCCCAGGGAAGAAACCUCGCCCACUCAGCUGCUGGUUCAUGCACUCCACCUGCCCAUUUGACUGAGGCCUAUACCCAGAAGUGAGGCUGGCCAUUGCCCCGAUCUUCUCCAAGAAAGCCUUCCACACUCGGGAGGUGAAUUAGGGGCCACGGUCCGAGACGAUGUCCUCUGGAAGUCCAUAAUGCCGGAAGACCUGUUGGAACAAAAAACGGCAUGAUUGGGAGAACCGAUCUACGACCACCAGGACUGUAGUGAAGCAGUCAGAACGUGGGAGGUCAGUGACAAAGUCUAUGGACAGGUGUGACCAAGGUCGCUGAGGCACUGGGAGAGGAACUAGUUUGCCUGCCGGGGCAUUCCGAAGUGUCUUCGUUUGGGCACAUACGGAACAGGAGUUGAUAUAGCGGGAGACAUCAGUAGCCAAGGUGGGCCACCAGUAUUUUUGUGAGAGAGAAUGUAGGGUGUGCGUCAUACCGGAGUGCCCUGCCAUAAGGGUGGUGUGCGCCCAGAUCAGCAGGCGGUCACGGACCCUGGUGGGUACAUACACGCAGGUGCUGGGUCCUCCUGAACCGCCAGGCGGAUGUCUUCGUCCACAUCCCAAAUGACAGGUGCCACGAUGAGAGACGGAGGCAGGAUAGGACCCCCCAGAUCCUUCCUUUCUCCAGUAUGGUGCAUCCUGGAGAGUGCGUUGGCUUUCACAUUCUGAGAUCUUGGGCGGUAGGACAGAAUAAACUGAAAGCGAGUAAGAAAUUGGGCCCACCUGGCUUGACGAGUGUUCAUUAGUUUCGCUGCCCGUAUGUGCUCCAAAUUCCGGUGGUCAGUGAGAAUCCGGAAUCGAUGGACUGCGCCCUCCAGCCAGUGUCUCCAUUCCUCCAGAGCGAGGACCACCGCCAACAGCUCCCUGUCUCCAACUCCAUAGUUCCUCUCUGCGGGGGUAAGCUUUUUCGAGAAAAAGGCACAGGGAUACAUUUUCUCUGACUUUCCUUGCCGCUGGGAGAGGACCCCACCCUUGCCCUCCUCAUAUGCAUCCACCUCCAGGAUGAAAGGACGAGCUGGAUCUAGGUGUUUUAGGAGGGGCGCUAUGGUGAACCUCUCCUUCAGCCUCUUGAAGACAGCGUCAGUCUCAGGAUUCCAGGCCAGCUUCUGAGGCUCCCCCUUAAGGAGAGAGGUGAGCGGGGCGGCUAUGGAGCUGAAGGACCUGAUGAAAAUUUGCGAAGCCCAGGAAGCUCUGUAGGCCCUUGAUGGUGGUGAGGACUGGCCAUGACCUGACGGCGUCCGUCUUCUUUCCAUGAACACCCCCUGAGGACUGAUCCUGUAUCCCAGGAAGGAGAUGGCCUGUUGGUGGAAUUUGCAUUUCUCCCCCUUCACCAACAGGCUGUGUAGGACUGCUCUGACGUCCAUGACGUGCUCCUCAAACAUAGCCAAGUAGAUCAGGAUAUCGUCGAUGUACACCACCACCUGUCUACUCAUGUCUCGGAAUACGUCAUUGACGAAGGACUGGAACACAGAAGGUGUGUAGGCCGUAGGGCAUGACGCAAUAUUCAUAGUGGGCUGAGGUAGUGCUGAAUACCUUCUUCCACUCGUCUCCUUCCCGGAUUCAGAUCAGGUUGUAGGCACUCCUCAGGUCCAACUUAGUAAAGUACCAGGCCCCUAGCAGCUGCUCGAUGACCGAUGGAACCAGAGGGAGGGGGUACCAGUACCUGGUGGUGACUGUGCUCAGCCCCCGGUAGUCAAUGCACGGCCUCAGUCCUCUAUCUUUUUUGGCCACGAAGAAGAAGCUGGCAGAGGCAGGAGAGGUAGAGCAUCUGAUGAACCCCUGUUUCAGGGUCUCCGCCACAUAUAUAAUAAUAAUAAUAAUAAUAUGCCAUUUAGCAGACGCUUUUAUCCAAAGCGACUUACAGUCAUGCGUGCACACAUUUUUUUUGUGUAUGGGUGGUCCCGGGGAUCGAACCAACUACCUUGGCGUUACAAGCGCCGUGCUCUACCAGCUGAGCUACAGAGGACCACUGGCCUCAGUCUCCGCUAUGGAGAGGGAGUAAAUGUGACUCUUCUGGGGGUGUUGUCCCUCCAGCAGGUCAAUGGCGCAGUCCCAGUGCCUGUGAGGAGGGAGACACUUAGCCUUGGAGGCAGAGAAGACAUCGGAGAGAUCUGCAUACUCACGUGGAAUGUUGGGCUGGAGGGCAGACUACGGACUCUCCACUGAGAACAACAAACCACCGGCAGACACCUGUAUGAGGGGCACCAGGCUGCGAUCCUCUUAGUGAUCCAAUUGAUGGUGGGGUUGUGUAGUCUGAGCCAGGGCAAUCCCAAGACGAUCCGGUGAAAGGGUGACGUGACGAUGUGGAAGGACAGCUCCUCGUGGUGCUCCGGUAGUGUGGGAAUGGUGAUGGUGAUGGGGAGAGUGACUUGCGUAAUGGUGCCUGAUCGAAGUGGUUUAUUGUCCAGCGAGGUGACGUGUAGCGGAGAAGGCAGUGCCACGAUGGGCAACCCCCAUUCAUAGACCAGCUCCCUAUCUGUAAGGUUCCCCGCUGAUCCGGAAUCUAUCAUUGCCGUGGAAAGUGAAGAGAAGGAAGAAUCAUUCACCGUUAGGGGAACUAAAAACAAUGGUUUGGUGACAGGUGAUGACGGAACACUCACGGAGCGGCGACGGGAGUUAUUCCACCUAGAUAGGGAGCUGCCAGGAGAUAUGUGGUCCGUGGUGGUGUAGGGGCUGCUGCCCACCUCCAUGGGUGAGGACUUGGAGGCAGGGCGGCUUCCAUAGCUCAGAUGGGGUGAGCGUCGAGGCUCCAGGAGGUGUUGGGAACGCCGUCGGUCUCUCAACAUGCCGUCAAGACGAAUGGACGUGGCGAUGAGGGUAUCAAGGUCCAUCUCGUUGUCCCAACAUGCGAGUUCCGUCGUGAUGGCCUCCCGUAAGCCUCUCCUGAAGGCUGUGCGCAGAGCACGCUCAUUCCAGCCGGAAGACACCGCCACCGUGUGAAAGCUCAGGGCAUACUCGAACGCGGCCCCCUCUCCCUGUUGUAGCCAGAGGAGACGCUCACCGCCAUCCUUUCCCUCUGUGGGAUGAUCGAACACCGCCCUGAACCGAGCGAGGAAGGUGGAGUAGGGAAGCGCCGCGGCCUCACCUCCAUCCCAGACUGCCGUGGCCCAAUUCAGUGCCUUUCCCUUCAGUAGCGAAAUCACCAGCGCUAUCCUGGCUUGGUCCGAUGGAGAUGCCCCACGCUGACGUGCCAGAUACAGUGAGACCUGUAGCAGGAAGCCUCUACAUUUUAUUGUUUUCCCGUCAUAGCGCUCCGGCAGGGUAGGGGUCCCUCAGACGUUGGUGAUAGCCUGGGAGGAGGUGGACUGGGUGCACUCGCCGCUCCCUGAGGUGGAACCGUGUAGCUCAGUUGGUAGAGCAUGGUGUUUGCAACGCCAGGGUUGUGGGUUCAAUUCCCACAGGGGGCCAGUAUGAAAAAAAAAUGUAUGCACUCACUAACUGUAAGUCGCUCUGGAUAAGAGCGUCUGCUAAAUGAUGUAAAUGUAAAAUGAACCGGAGCGAUGGUCAGUUUAUGGAGCGUUUGGAGCACUUCCUGCAUGGCGGCGUUCAGCUGGGCAAUCUGCUGCUGGUGCUGGUCGAGGCGCUGGGGAACUCCAGGAGGAUUACCUGCUGCAUCCAUCUUCGUGAUUCUGUGAUGAGUACUGAGGAUACGAAGAGGCAGGAAUCAACAAUGUAAAGGUUUACUUAACACUGAGCAAGAUAUAAACAAAGAGCGAGUACACGACAUUACACUAACAAUCACACACAACACAACACUGAACAAUUCAGGGCUAUAUAGGGGUGGUGAUGAGAUGAUGAGGUGCAGGUGCGCUGGAGGUGAUUAGGGUGCGUUGGGUUUAGGAGACGUGACAGUUUACAUGUACAGUGCCUUCACAAAGUAUUCAUAUCCCCUUAUUUAUUCUACAUUUUGUUGUGUGACAGCCUGAAUUUAAAAUGGAUUAAAUUGAGAUUUUGUGUCACCAAUCUACACACAAUACCCCAUAAUGUCAAAGGGGAAUUUUGUUUGUUGAAAUAAAAAAUGUUUUUAAACAAACAUGAAAAGCUCAUUUGUUAUGGCAGGCCUAGCUAAGUUCAGGAGUAAAAAUGUGUUUAAGAAAUCACAUAAUAAGUUGCAUGGACUCAUUCUGUGUUCAAUAAUAGUGGUUAACAUGAUUUUUGAAUGACUACCCAUUUCUGUACCCCACACAUACAAUUAUCUGUAAGGUCCCUCAAUCGAGUAGCACAGAUUCAACCACAAAGACCAGGGAGGUUUAUCCAAUGCCUCACAAAGAAGGGCCCCGAUUGGUAGAUGUGUAAAAAAUAUCCCACUGAAUAACCCUUUGAGCAUGGUGAAGUUAUUAAUUAGGCUUUGGAUGGUGUAUCAAUACACCCAGUCACCACAAAGAUACAGGCAUCCUUCCUAACUCAGUUGCCGGAGAAGAAGGAAACUGCUCAGGGAUUUCACCAUGAGGCCAAUGGUGAUUUUAACACAGUUACAGAGUUUAAUGGUUGUGAUAUGAGAACGGAGGAUGGAUCAACAAGAUUCUAGUUACUCCACAAUACUAACCUAAAUGACAGAGUGAAAAGAAGGAAGCCUGUACAGAAUAAAACAUAUUCCAAAACAUGCAUCCUGUUUGCAACAAGGAACUUAAGUAAUACUGCAAAAAAUGUGACAAAUAAAUUAACUUUUUGUCCUGAAUACAAAACAUUAUGUUUGGUUUGGGGCAAAUCCAACAAAACACAUCACUGAGUACCACUCUUGAUAUUUUCAAGCAUAGUGGUGGCUGCAUCAUGUUAUGGGUAUGCUUGUCAUUGGCAAGGACUAGGGAGUUUUUCAGGAUAAAAAGCAACGGAAUACAGCUAAGCACAGGCAAAAUCCUAGAAGAAAACCUGCUUCAGACUUCUUUCCAACACACACUGGGAGACGAAUUCACCUUUCAGCAGGACAAUAACCUAAAUCACAAGGCCAAAUCUACACUGGAGUUGCUUGCCAAGAUGACAUUAAAUGUUCCUGAGUGGCCUAGUUGUAGUUUUGAGUUAAAUCGGCAUGAAAAUCUAUGGCAAGACUUGAAAAUAGCUUUCUAGCAAUGAGCAACAACCAACUUGACAGAGCUUGAAGAAUUUAAAAAAUAAUAAUGAGCAAGAAUUGUACAAUCCAGGUGUGCAAAGCUCUUAGAGACUUGGCCAAAAAGACUCACAGCUGUAAUCACUGCCAAAGGUGAUUCUAACAUGUAUUGUCUCCAGGGGGGUGAAUACUUCUUUAAUCAAGAUACAGUACAUAUUAGUUCGUUAUUUUCCAUAAAUGUUUAAUAAAUGUUAGAAUCUUUCUUCCACUUUGACAUUAUUUUGUGUAGAUCGUUGACCAAAAAUCCAUUUGAAUCCCACUUUGUAACACAACAAAAUGUGGAAAAGGUCAAGGGGUGUGAAUACUUUCUGAAGGCAAUAUAUAUUGCCAUUAGUAUAUUAACAUAAGUAUUUAUAUAUUCCUGCUACCAGUCACUUUUAAACCCUGUUUACAGUACAUGAACAGUAUAUCCAUCUAUUACGCCUACACUCUCACACUAACACCCACACACAAACACUCACAUACACACCCACCCACCACUUAUGCUGCUGCCAUAUUGUUUAUUAUUAUUAUUAUUAUUAUUAUUAUUAUUAUUUAUCCUGCUACCAGUCACUUUCUCCGAAUACCUGCCUACAUGUACAGUGCCUUCAGAAAGUAUUCAUACCCCUUGACUUAUUCCACAUUUUGUUGUGUUACAGUCUGAAUUCAAAAUGAACUAAAUGCAUUUAUUUUCUCACCCAUCUACACACAAUAGCCAAUCAUGACAAAGUGAAAACAUGUUUUCAGAAAAUGCUGCAAAUGUAUUGAAAAUGAAAUCGAGAAAUAUCUCAUUUACAUAAGUAUUCACAUUCCUUUGCUAUGUCACCCCAAAUUGAGCUCAGGUGCAUCCAAUUUCCUUUGAUCAUCCUUGAGAUGUCAUUACAACUUGCUUGGAGUCCACCUGUGGCCAAUUCAAUUGUUUGGACAUGAUUUAGAAAGAAACACACCUGUCUAUAUAAGGUCCCACAGUUGACAGUGCAUGUCAGAGCAGAAACUAUACCAUGAAGUCCAAGGAACUGGCCAUAUAUCUCUGAGAUAGAAUUGUGUUGAGGCAUAUAUCUGGGGAAGGGUAUAAAACAAUGUCUAGAGUGUUGAAAGUUUACAAGAGCACAGUGGUCUCCAUCAUUGGGAAAUUGAAAAAAUAUAGAACUACCCAGACUCUGCCUAGAUCUGGCCGUCUGACCAAACUGAGCAACCGGGCAUGAAGGGCCUUGGUCAGGGAGGUGAACAAGAACCCAAUGACCACUCUGGCAGAACUACAGCGUUCCUUAGCUGAAAUGGGAGAACCUGCCAAAAGGACAAGUGUCUCGACAGCACAUCACCAAUCUGGGCUUUAUGAGAGAGUGGCCAGACGGAAGCCACUCCUGAGAAAAAGGCACAUGACAGCACGCCUGGAGUUUGCAAAAACGGCACGUAAAAGACUCUGAGAGCAUAAGUCAAAAGAUUCUGUGGUCUGAUGAGACAAAAAUGUAACUCUUUGGCUUGAAUACAAAGCGAUAUGUAUGGAGAAAACCAGGCACAGCUCAUCACCUGUGUAACACCAUCCCUACCAUGAAGCAUGGUAGUGGAAGCAUCAUGCUAUGGGGAUGCUUUUCAGCGGCAGGGACUGGGAGACUGGUAAGGAUAGAGGGAACAAUGAAUGGAGCCAAAUACAGGCAAAUCCUUGAUGAGAACCUGCUUCAGAGUGCAAAUGGCCUUAGACUGGGGCGAAGAUAUGCGUUCCAACAGGACAAUGACCCCAAGCAUACAGCCAAAGCAACGCUGGAAUAGCUUCAGAACAAGAAUGUGAUAGUCCUAGAGUGGCCCAGCCAAAGCCCAGACUUGGAUCCCAUUGAAAAUCUGUGGAAAGAGUUGAAGAUUGAUGUUCAGUGCCGCUCCCCAUCUAAGUUAACAGAGUUUGAGAAAAUCUGCAAGGAAGAAUGGGAAAAAAUCCAGAUGUGCAAAGCUGAUACAGACGUACCCGACAACUCAAAGCUGUAAUCGUCGCCAAAGGUGCUUCUACAAAGUAUUGACUCAGGGGUGUGAAUGCUUAUGUAAAUUAGAUAUUUCUGUACAUUUGCAAACAUUUCUAAAAACAUGUUUUCACUUUGUCAUUAUGGGGUAUUGUGUGUAGAUGGGUGAGAAAUUUAUAUUUAUAUAUUUUUUUAGGAUAAGGGUUAAGGUUAGGGUUAGUAGAUAGUUUAAAUGUUACUGAAACGAAAUAUCUGUUCUUCCCUCUCUCUCCUUCCCUAUCUAUCCCUAUUUCCUUUCCUCCAUCCAUACCACUUUUGACCUCUUCCUUCAUCCCACAGAGACGGCCGCCAAGGCAUUUGGCAUCCCUCUCUCCCAAGUGAUAGCCAACGACCGGGCAUACAAGCAGCGUCAGGAUGCUCUGAAGGUUUAUUUGUUAAUCUACUUCAAUAGAUUGUCUUACUGUAAAGUGUGAAAAAUACAGAAAAAAAACACGUAUGCAAAAACAAGUGUAAAAACCGCACACUAGAAAAGGCAGACGACCAACCUUUACUUUAGUUCUAUUUACUGUAAAGUGUGUUGUGAUUAUAAAAUUAUGCACUUUAAAUAAAGUUUGAUUUGAUUUGCUCUGAAGGAGAGUCGGAGAGACUGCCUGGAUCUAGAGGCCAGCGUCCUGUGGUUCCGGGCUGAGAAACAGCAGCAGAGCAACGGGAAUAAACCCCUCUGUAGCACGGCUACAUCUUCAUCAUCAUCAGCACUGCCGCUGCACAGCAAGCCACUCUCACCCAGGUUCCUGGAUAAGAAGGCUAGAGUGCAGAGACGGGUGAGUUGGAGUUGGAGAGCGCAGACGCGCGCACACACACAUACAGAGACACACACACAGAGACAAGUAGAUGUAAAUGCUCGUCUGUAUGUCUGGGCUUUACUUUUGUCUGAAAUAUGCAGACCUCUCUUUGGCUUUCAAAAGAGCAGUCAAAAAUCCAACAAACAUUUGUCAACCAUGACUUAUCAACUUCAAGCUACGGUUUCAAAACAUGACCACGCUGACAUAUCUCCUCCAAGAUAAUCAAACAUUUCUAAUGUAGGCAUUUUUCACUUGAACGUACUAGCCAGCACAUUCCGUAGUCCUAAGAAUGUGGUUAUUGUGAAAUACUGUAACUUAGGUGAAACUGAUCCAAACAUAUCCGUUCAAAAAUACAUCUGAGUUGUUUUACUUUAACAAUAUAACAAUAUACCCAACUUCAACAAAAAUCUGGGGUACAGAAGUUCAACGAUGACUAUCAGUAUUACUCUCUCAGCACCCCGACCCCGGUAAUCAAUGUUGUAAAUGUAAUGUUAAUGAUAUUGGAAAAUGAAACAAGGUCUGCAUUCCAAAUGGCACCGUGUAGUGCACUAUAUAGGGAAUAGGGUGCCAUUGGAGAUGCACACAAGGAACAUUCAGUUAAAUCUGUCUGCCCUCUAUCUGGCUGUCUCUCCAUCAAACAUUCUCACAAUCAAUUCAUUUUCCUGGUAUGGAGUCAGACCGUUGUUUGUUACAGCAACACAGUCAAAAUAUUAGCAGAGCAAAUACUGUGUGCACAUGCGUGCAUGCAUUCGGGCAUAGAGUCUGUGUGUGUGUGUAUUUAAGUUGAGCCCCUGCUGUGUUAAUAUCUGUAUCAUGCUGCGCUCUAACCUGCUGUCCUGCUGGUCUGGGUAAGAGCUCAGACACCUUCUCUGCUGGUGGCUCUAACUCACUGUCAUUACUAGCCAGGGUUAAGGGGCCUGAUACUGUAUUUGUUUUCACGUCAGAACAGAAUGAAGGGAUAGAGACGAGGAAGGCACGUUUGAGAUGCACCCUUUAAUUAGGGCCCAAACCUAACCUAAUUUACACUGAAUUCUGAAUGUGCUGCCAAAUGUGACAAAGACAAUAAGAGACAGCACAAACGAAUCCGGGACCAGGUUACUCAUGCAUAACUUAACUUCUGUGUAAAUUAUGCAUUGAUGUUGAUGGGAGAUUUUUGUGUGAUUGUACUUCCUACAUCUAAGAGAUACAAGAAGGUUGAGUUGACUAAUUAUUCGGUGUAGCAAUGCUUUUUACUAUUUCUGAUUCACAUUUACUUUGGAAAGUGAAAGACCCUGACACACACGUUUCAAAUCAAAACAGAGGAAGGAACGUAGACGAGGAGAGGAAUCUGCUUUAGACUAUUGAGAUCAUGGCUGCGGGAAAAUAUUUUGGGGUUGGGAUGCUUUUCUCCGCCCUACUGACGAGUAUUGUUCUCCGCUCAUACUGCAGUAAUAAAGGCCUAGUGCACUCAUUUGGUGGGAAAUACAAAUUAUAAUAAUACAUAAUUGCUGCAGCACCCCUACUUCCUGUGGCUAUGAUUGAGAUGCACCCUAAGGGCUUGCAUGACUCAGGUUUCCAUAGAAAUCUUUAUUUAAAGCUUGAAUGUUAAAGGGCGGUAGUUGUGUUUUUCUAGGUUCCAUAUCCAAGAGAUAGAAGGAAGUUGACUGGAGUAGAUGGAAAUGGCAGUAGCAGCAACUUGUUUAUACACACACACACACACGUUGGGCGGAUUACUUGAUAAAAUGUAAUCUGUUACUGAUUACAGUUACAUGAAAAAAUAAUCAGUUACGCAUACACACACAUACUAGACUUCCACUACUGGGAAAGAUGGAGACACAGGAAAACAGGAAUCAAAGGGAACGCAAAUAAAUGGCCGACAAAUAAAUAAUAUAAUUAGUAAUGAGAACACUAUCCUGAAGAAACCCAGAACAUUUCACCCAAAAAUUAAAACUUGAAUUCUUUAAAUGUUUUACCUCAUUAUUUUACCCAGGGAAAAUGUCAUAUUCAUCCCUACACUAACUGGAUAGUUUUGCAAAAAAGUUUUAAUGGCAACUGGCAGAAUUUUGUUCUAUGAUCAACUAAAGGAAAUCUUUUUUGAAAGCCAGGAAAAAUAUUGUUGAAAUAAUAGUUUCUCUUUACUUUUACCCCCUCUCCAUCACCCAUCUAUUUACCCUCUCACACCCUCGUUCUUCUGUUCCUUCACUCCCUCUCCUUCCUUCUCAUCCAUCAUUUCCUAAUAUUCCUCUCUCCUUCCCGCUCUCUCAUCUCUUCCCGGUGAUCCUCACUCAUCUGUCUCCCUCUCUUCAUUCCUACUAUCGUUCCUCUCCUACUCUUUAUUCUCAUCCCUCUGUUUUUCACUCUCCCUUUUAAUCAACUCCUAAAGGUUUUGAAACUUGAACUUGAAAUGCUUAAUCUCUCUCUCCCUCUCCUCCCGCCUUCCCCUUCUCCCCCCUACAGGGUGGCCUGUCAGUGGACUCCAUCUCAGAUCUUGUAGAGAGUCAGUCCCGCCUGUUGGAGGCGCUGCAGCUGUCCCACCCAGCAGAGCUGGAGCUGAAGAAGACUGCAGCAGGUGCCGGGGGGCGGACCCAGACCAAGCUGAGCCUCAACCCCAUCUAUAGACAGGUUCCCCGUGUGUUGGAGAGGUGCUGCUGCCACAUAGAGAGAUACGGUGAGACACGGCUGUCUGCUGAUGUGACUAUGUUAGCCCACUUAGCUACAGCUUAGGCAUUAGAUCAGGGAGCUAACAUAAGUCUUCAGGUCUUAAGCAAGGUUACUCAUCAUGUGAGUGUGGUUUAUUGAACCACCUCUCUGACACUUCUAAAGUGUACAAUAUAUGGGAUAGAAUAUUGAGAGAUCUUGGUGUAUCGCAAUAAUCUGAAGUACCUUUCUUUCCUUCUCCACAGGUCUACAAACUGUGGGGAUCUUUCGUAUUGGGAGCUCCAAAAAGAGAGUUCGGCAGGUGAGUAUUUUUGCUCACCACACAUAAAUGUUAAUGUCUUCAACGUUCCAAUUAGCUCUCCCACUUGUUUAGGCCUAUUUACUAGCCAGUGUAUUGAUGUACAUUUGCUCUCCAUAGUACACAAAUGUUAGCCCAACUACAGCAGAAUUGUGCUUUACCUUAACUUUAUACAGUAGUUAUUUAUGCCUACUAGGUAGUACUAGCCAGUGUGUUGAUGUUGUGGCAGAUGUACUUCUCUUCUGCUGUAUACUUUGUACCCAGGGCCGUUGAUCCCUUUCAUUUCCUGUUAAAAAGAAAUGUGUCACAUGGGAAACUGACCUUAUACUGUGUGUGGCCGGUGCAUGUGAACUUAUUUGUGUAUGUGUCUGGUUGUGAUUUAUGUGUGUGUGCGUGCUGACUCUCACAUGGGUGCUGCCUCGAACUGUGCAUCCUUGUGUGUGUGUAUCCGUUGCCACUGCCUUUUAAGUGUGUGUCUGUGUAUGUCUCUCUGCUCGUUCUAGUGUGUGUGUGUGUGUGUGUGUGUGUUCUGAUAUGGUGCUGAUGUGUGUUUGCCCCACCCAGCUGCGUGAGGACUUUGACAUAGGAACAGAUGUGUGUCUGGAUGAAGAGCACAGUGUCCAUGAUGUAGCAGCAUUACUGAAGGAGUUCCUCAGAGACAUGCCUGACCCUCUACUGCCAAGAGAGCUCUACGCUGCCUUCCUACACGCCAACCGUACGACGCGCGCACACACACACACACAUGAACCUAUACGAAACACACUAGCUGUACGAACCGUUAUCAUUUCCUACUGGUAAAUUCACAAAGUGAAUUUAUGCUCACCAAGGUCUCUUCUUGCUCCUCUCUCUCUCUCUCUCAGUUCUGCGAGGGACAGACCAGCUCCUGUACCUCCAGCAGCUGCUCUACCUGUUACCCCCAUGUAACUGUGAUACCCUGCUCCGCCUCCUCACCCUGUUACACACCGUAGAGAGCCAUGCACAGGACACCAUAGGACCACAGCAUCAGGAGGUUAGUCCCAAAUGAGGGUGGGGUGAGGGGGGGGGGGGGGGGGGGUCCGUGAGUGUCUGUCGCUUCCACAACUUAGUAUACAAGUCAUGGGACUGUAUAUCAUUCUGUCCAUAUUUUUUCUGUCAGUUUGUCCGUUUCUCUUUCUGUCUGUCUUACUCUGUCAGCAUCUGUCCGUCCUCAACACACUAGCUUCUCUCUCUCUCUCUCUGUCUCUCGAGACCCUUUCUAUAUUAUAUACUGUCUACUAACGCCUCUCUCUUUCUGUAGCUCACACUAACUAGCCUAGCCUACACAGUAGGUAGACCUAAUAUGCGGUCUCUCCCCUAACCUCUCUCUCCCUAACUCUUUCCCUGCAGUUCCCCGGCAACAAGAUGACAGCAACCAACCUGGCAGUGAUCUUUGGUCCCAACCUGCUGCAGGGGGAGAGAGGCGGAGGGGACAGGGAGAUGAGUCCCCACGCCAUGGGCAUUGUGGACAGCGCUGCCAUCAUCAACGUCACCCUGCACCUUAUACAGAACUACAGACGACUGUUCACGGUACGGUAGUUGGAGUGUGUGGUUGUGUGUGGGUGGGUUUCAGGUUUUUUAAAUGUACGGAUAGCCAGGGGCAUACUCCGACACUCAGACAUAAUUUACAAACGAAGCAUUUGUGUUUAGUGAGUCCGCCAGAUCAGAGGCAGUAGGGAUGACCUGGGAUGUUCUCUUGAUAAGUGUGUGAAAUUGACCAUUUCCCUGUCCUGCUAAGCAGUCAAAAUGUAACGAGUACUUUUGGGUGUCAGGGAAAAUGUAUGGAGUAAAAAGUACCUUAUUUCUUUAGUAAUGUAGUGGAGUAAAAGUUGUCCUAAAUAUAAAUAGUAAAGUACAGAUACCCCCAAAAUCUAUUUAAGUAGCACUUUAAAGUACUUUACACCACUGUGUGUGUUAGCGUGCGCAAGCACGUGUGUGUGGGUCACCCUCCUGUCCUCAUCUCCCUAGGUGACAGCAGAGCUCCAGCAGGAGGUGCUGAUGAGUCUCAUCCAGACAGAUCCUGAAAUCAUCGACUAUCUCCUUCGCAGGAAAAUCAGGUAGGUGUACACUUCAGGGCCCAUAUUUACAAAGAGUCUCGGCGUAGGAAUGCUGAUCUCGGAUUAGGUCCAGCCUGUCCAUAUAUUCUUAUUUACUAUGAUCUAAAAGGCUAAACUGAUUCUGGAUCAGCACUUCAGUUGUCUCUGAGUCUUAGUGUUGUGUGUUUAUUGAGCAUGUUUCAAUAGCUCUAUUUGUGGCGCUGCAAGACUUUUUGCAACGUGGAUAAUAAAAUACUCUAAUCUCUACUCCCUCUACUUGCUCUCCUCCCCCAUUUCUCUCUCCGUUCCUCUCCUUUCUUUCCCCUCCUCUCCUCUUACCCCCUCUCCCCGCUCCCACAGUGGCAGUCACCUGACGGUGGAGACGGCAGACACAGCGGGGGGUCGGCGGGACACGGGGGCAUCUCUGGACUCUGUAGGGGCGUCUAGUGGUAGCCUGUCACCCCUGGAGCCCCCCUUGCUCCUCUUCAACCCCGACGAGCCCGGGGACGGCAGGCUGACCACAGAGGUGUUCCUCAACCUCGACGUCCUCCAACGCCACCAUAACAACAAAAAACGUAAGUCAUCGAGUUUAGGUCUAGGUUGAGGAUCAGGUUUGGGUUUAGGUUUAAACAGUGUCCUGGACGUCUUCUGACACCACCACAACAGGAAACGGAAGGUACUCAUUCUUACGGGGUCCCACCUCUUUUAUUACACCCAUAGCAGGUAGACUCAACCACAACAGGAAUGUUAAGUCACACAUACAGUGUAUUCGGAAAGUAUUCAGACACCUUGACUUUUUCCACAUUUUGUUACGUUACAGCCUUAAUCUAAAACGUAUUUAAAAAAUAAUCAAUUCUCAUCAAUCUACACAGAAUACCCCAUAAUGACAAAGCAAAAACGGAAAUAUAACAUUUACAUAAGUAUUCAGACCCUUUACUCUGUACUUUGUUGAAGCACCUUUGGCAGCGAUUACAGCCUUGAUUCUUCUUGGGUAUGACGCUACAAGCUUGGCACACCUGUAUUUGGGGAGUUUCUCCCAUUGUUCUCUGCAUAUCCUUUCAAGCUCUGUCAGGUUGGAUGGGGAGCGUCGCCGCACAGCUAUUUUCAAGUCUCUCAAGAGAUGUUAGAUCGGGUUCAAGUCUGGGCUCUGGCUGGGCCACUCAAGGACAUUCAGAGACAUGUCCCAAAGCCACUCCUGCGUUGUCUUGGCUGUGUGCUUAAGGUCGUUGUCUUGUUGGAAGGUGAACCUUCGCCCCAGUCUGAGGUCCUGAGCGCUCUGUAGCAGGUUUUCAUCAAGGAUCUCUUUGUACUUUGUUCCGUUCAUCUUUCCCUCGAUCCUGACUAGUCUCCCAGUUCCUGCCGCUGAAAAACAUCCCCACAGCAUGAUGCUGCCACCACCAUGCUUCAACAUAGGGAUGGUGCCAUGUUUCCUCCAGACGUGACGCUUGGCAUUCAGGUGAAAGAGUUCAAUCUUGAUUUCAUCAGACCAGAUAAUCUUCUUUCUCAUGAUCUGAGAGUCCUUUAGGUGCCUUUUGUCAAACUCCAAGUGGGCUGUCAUUUGCCUUUUACUGAGGAGUGGCUUCUGUCUGGCCACUCUACCAUAAAGGCCUGAUUGGUGGAGUGCUGCAGAGAUGGUUGUCCUUCUGGAAGGGUCUACUGUCUCCACAGUGGAACUCUGGAGCUUUGUCAGAGUGACCAUCGGGUUCUUGGUCACCUCCCUGACCAAGGCCUUUCUCCCCCAAUUGCUCAGUUUGGCCGGGCGACCAGCUCUCGGAAGAGUCUUGGUGGUUCCAAGCUUCUUCCAUUUAAGAAUGAUGGAGGCCACUGUGUUCUUGGGGACCUUCAAUGCUGCAGAAAUGUUUUGGUACCCUUCCCCAGAUCUGUGCCUUGACACAAUCCUGUCUCGGAGCUCUACGGACAAUUCCUUCGACCUCAUAGCUUGGUUUUUGCUCUGACAUGCACUGUCAACUGUGGGACCUUAUAUAGACAGGUGUGUGCCUUUCCAAAUCAUGUCCAAUUAAUUGAAUUUACCACAGGUGGACUCCAAUCAAGUUGUAGAAACAUCUCAAGGAUGAUCAAUGGAAACAGGAUGCACCUGAGCUCAAUUUCGAGUCUCAUAGCAAAGGGCCUGAAUACUUAUGUAAAUAAGGUAUUUUUGUUUUUUAUUUGGAAUACAUUUGCAAAAAUUUCAAAAAUACCUGUUUUUGCUUUGUCAUUAUGGGGUAUUGUUUGUAUAUUGAUGAGGGAAAAAAAUAUUUUAUCAAUUUUAGAAUAAGGCUGUAACGUAAUGUCUGAAUAAUUUCCGAAUGCACUGUACAUGACGAGAUCCUGAGGCCUAUUGUCGUGCCAUGCAUCCGACGCCAUCACCUCAUGUUUCAGCAUGAUAAUGCACAGCCCCAUGUCGCAACAAUCUGUACACAAUUCCUGGAAGCUGAAAAUGUCCCAGUUCUUCCAUGGCCUGCAUACUCACCAGACAUGUCACCCAUUGAGCAUGUUUGGGAUGCUCUGGAUCUACAUGUAUGACAGCGUGUUCCAGUUCCGGCCAAUAUCUAGCAACUUUGCGCAGCCAUUGAAGAGGAGUGGGACAACAUUCCACAGGCCACAAUCAAUAGCCUGAUCAAGUCUCACGCUGCUUGAGGCAAAUGGUGGUCACACCAGAUACUGACUGGUUUUCUGAUCCACGCCCCUACUUUUUUAUUUUUUGGUAUCUGUGACCAACAGAUGCAUGUCUGUAUUCCCAGUCGUGAAAUCCAUAGAUUAACAUCUAAUUAAUUUCUUUCAAUUGACUGAUUUGCUUAUAUGAACUUUAACUCAGUAAAGUCUUUGAAAUUGUUGCAUGUUGCAUUUAUAUUUUUGUUCAGUGUACUUAGCGGGACGUGAGUUAUCGAUAUUUAUGGGGUCACUACACCUUUAUUAGCUCUAUUGUUAUGCAACAUCCAGCUAGGGUUAAAGUUAGGGUUAGGGGUGAGCCGAGGUGUGGACGUGCUAUGGUUAGGAUUAGGGUUGAGCCGCAGUGUAGACAUGAAUCUAGGGUUGAGCCGGGGUGUGGACAUGAAGCCAGUGUGGCGUUCCGCGGACAAGCCACAAGGGGGAGACUCGUCGAGGCCUGGUGACAGACUCGUCGAGGCCUACAUCACGCGGAGGUGGCUCCCUCUGCUGGACGUGCCAGGUCUCGACGGCCAGGACUAAUUGGGGCUGAUUGAGGCUGGUGAGUAAUCAAGGGGCUGAUUACUCACCAGCCAUAUGGGGCCCAUAAAGCUGCAAGGAGGGCAGCACAUGGGAGGGUUGGAGGUAAUGAGAGGUUGCUUCCAGACAGACGUCCUCACGGUCUGAUAGAACCGAGGGGCUUGGUUAUCUACCCCAGAGGAGACAGCAUUCCCCGGAGCCCAGAAGGCGGUAACCCGGAAGAGGUCUCCAGGAGGAGACUGGUUUAUUUUCUUUUUCUUUAUUGUUUUAAAUAAACACCUUGAAACUGAGGUAUCACACUUGUGUCUGAUCUGUGUAAAUGUCUUGAUCAAACCCUCAGGUCUGCCACACUAGGGUUAGGGUUAAGGCACCACAGGCUGAAAUUAAAUUUUUGCAUCUACCUAUCGAUUUUGAGAUUUGUUGGUAUUUUGGUCCAUUUUGUAUUUUCAAAAUAUAUAUUAAAAAAAUGGAUGCAAAUGUAUAUUUUCGUUAGUUUAUCAUACUACUGUCAUCACCAUUUUUAUGAAUUUUAACCACUUUAAAAUGGACACAUCAAUAAUGUAAAAGCCCAUUUCAUAGAGAACAUUACAAACUGGACUAAAUUUAGUAACUUAGAAGAGAUGGUGAUUGGGUCUAAAUAGGGGUUUGUCAUUUGGUAGUCUAAUUUCAGUGUACUUGUCUUUGACUUUUGGGAAAUGGCAGUUAGACUUCCCACAUUUUUUCCUCUUCAGAGGCAUCUGCAUUCACCACAUUUUGUGUGGUUAUGCUUAGAUAUAUUCUCCAGACUUCCCCAGGGGGAAUUGUUGAUAUGUUGUAAAUGUUUUAUUCUAGAUAACAUUUUCUUAGGGGGAAAAUGUGCCAAAAAUACAUUUUACGUAAGUUUUUAGAUUUUAAAAGUAUUUAUCCACAAGUCACUCUGGACAAAUCUGGUCCUGGAGUGUCUUAACAAAAUUAAACCAAAAUAUUUAGGCUGACUUCAUCCAGUGCCCAGAAAAAUAGAUCUGCAUGAUGCGCAAAUAUGGGCAUAUUUACUGACCAUCGCCUAAUUUGCAUAUUUUAAUAAAAUAUUUCUGGAAAAUGUUAAUACAAAAAAGUAUUAUAUUUGUGUACAUUCAACUGUUAAAAGUUGAUUGUGAUAUGAUUAAGAUUUUUAAAAAUAUAUAUUUUAGGGUUGGGUGCCUGGCCUAAAUACUGAUCUUAUUAUUCUGUUAAGAGCUUGAUAACAUUGUAACAACAAAGUAGCAUUGUAAUAACACCUCUCCCUCACCAGGUUCCAGCGAGAUCCCGUCUAAAUCCAUUGGUCAGAUGAGACAGUUCCACUCCCACCACAACCUACUGAGUCUGGCCCAGCCCUCCAGUAGCUCCAGAGUCCACCCAGAGCACAGCGAAGGUCUGAGCUUCACCCUGGGGGCUGCCUCAUGCUCCAGCCUGGGAGGACAGGGGGAAAACAGUAUCUGGGUGAGGCAGACACCCCAGGAGGAGAAAGAGAAACCCUCUCCUAGUCAUACGAGUCAUUUUUGGGACUUCUUCACAGGCAAGGGCUCAGGGUCUGAGACUAUGGUAUGAUAGGUUCGAACACUGGUGGGUGG
Messenger RNA from Coregonus sp. 'balchen', 46668 nucleotides. Lineage: Eukaryota; Metazoa; Chordata; Actinopteri; Salmoniformes; Salmonidae. The record is from the annotation of a GenBank genome assembly.